AUGUAUGGUAUUCUGCUUGAGGGACUGCGUCACUACAUCCUUUCUAAAUACGGCGAGGAGGCAUGGGAUAGUCUGCGCAGGUCUGUCGACUAUGAGGACAACACAUUCAAGCCUACCACUAGCUAUCCGGAGUUCCUUCUUCCCGACCUUGUGACGGCUGCUGCGGAAACCUUUAACGUCACCACGGACGACCUGCGUUUCUACCUGGGAGAAUAUUUUGUUACCUACCUGACAGGACACGGCUAUGGCGGCAUGGUGCGAAUCUUGGGACGGAACAUUCGCGACUUUCUGGACGGUCUGGACAACAUGCACAAGUACCUGCGUUUCACCUUUCCAUGCCUGCAGUCUCCCCUCUUCUUCUGUGCGAAUGAAAGCCGAACAGGCAUUAGUCUGCAGUACACAUCCAGGAGGGCAAAUUUCACGCAUUAUGUUCGCGGCAUCAUCUGUGAGAUUGCAAAGCAGUGCUUUGACAUCAAAAUGAACAUUGAGGCAAGUUAGAUACUCUGGUUCUUCCGCACUUAAUUAAAGCAGCCUUUUCUGCGAUAAUACAGCCAGUAAUCAGCUUCAUGCAGUUUUAGCGUAAUCUCUGAAAUGCGCUUUCGAUUGGGAAGGAUUACUCAAGUGAGCUUGGGAUGGUGAUUUUCGUGCGUCAGGGUGCCGGCUUCUGAAUGGGCCACUUCCGGGCCACCUGCAAAAAUGCAUUCGGUAAAAAAUAACCGAACAAGUAACAUGAUUUUUUUCAUCAAUUUUUGAUGACCCUUUAAAUUCAGAUAUAUUUUUAGAAGAUGAUAAAAAUAUGCUUGUUUUUACUCGUUUGGUGUAAAAUCACGUCUUAUUUAAACCUUACACUGCGAAAAAGUGUAUUCUUUGAAUUUUCUAAAAAGUUUUUAGCUAUGAAUUUUUUGAAGAUCACCAAGGUUUCAUCUAAAUAUCAUCGAAUCUGUACUUUUAUAAAUGUUCCUUAUGUAAUAUACAGCAAAAUCUACAUCCAUUGCAAAAUUUUAUGAGUCACAUGUAAGGGCAUGGAGGAAUGUAUGAUUUUCAAAGGUAUUCAGCUUGUAGAUUGCAAACUCCAACGCAAAUAUAAUGGCAAAUCGGGAUCAAAGUUAUUGUGUAGCUGAAAAAUCUUUUGUUAAGGCCGGUUGGCAGGGCUUAGACACUCAAAACCACUCAUGCGCAGUAAAAUAGGCCUUUAGUCGAGUAUCCCUCCAUUUAUUGAGUACCUAAACGAGGUGCACUUUUUCGGUUAAUUUGCGAUGUCAGUAAAAUUCAAAUCAUUCUUUGCAGAAAAGAGGAUAUACAGUGAGCGAUCAAUCUCAUCAAAUGUUGGCCGAAAUUCUGAAAUUCGCUUUCGAUUAGGAAGGAUUACUCAGGUGGGUUUGUAAUAUUGAUUAUCAUGCGGCAUAAUCCCAUAAUAUUUCGGCCUCGCCAGGAUGUCGGCUUUUGAAUGCACCUUUUUCGACCUGCAGAAACCGCACUCGGUAAAGUAACUGCUUAAUGAGAAUGCAUUGUUGACAUUGAUUUUCGAUAAUCUUAUAAAUUAAAAUAUAUUUUAUAGAAAAUACGCACAAAAAUUUGCUUUAUUCUACUCCUUUGAUGGAAAAUCCCAUUAUCUUCACAUUUUAUACCCGAAGAAAUGGUACAUUUAGGUUUUAAGAAUUUUCCCAUUUUCGAAUAAUUUUGAGUCUGAUCAGCCGUUGCAUUAGCAUUUAGCGAUUUCUGUCUACAAUUUGCAUGCUUUCCGGAUAAGGAAAAUCGUAUAUUUCUCUAUGUCUUUGAAAAUAUGCCAUAUAGAGUUCAUAAAAUUUUGCAAUCGAUGCGGAGUAUGUUGUACAUUUCAUGGGGAGCAUUGAUAAACGGACAGGUACGAUUCCGCAUGAAUAGACAUUGCACGGUCUCAAAAAAUCUCAUAGUGAGAAACUUUUAAAAAUCUAAAGAUACUUUUUCUUCGGGUAUAAAGUGUCCAGACAACAUGAUUUUCUACCAAACGAGUAAAAGACAGCACAUUUUGUGCAUGUUUCUAUAAAGUAUAUUUGAAUUUGUAAGGCCAUCGAAAUUCAGUGUGAAAAAUGCACGCUAAUCAAGUAGCCAAUUUUAUCGAGUGCGGUUUCUACGAGAGGCCGUAAAGACGUGAAUUGAAAAACCGACAUCAUGGCAUGUCCGAAAUAUUAUAGGAUUAUGCCUCAUGAUAAUCAAUAUUACAACACCACCUGAGGAAUCCUGCAUAAUCAAAAGCGAAUUUCAGAAUCUCGGCAAACAUUUCGUAAGAUCCGCCAUUCACUCCAUACUGUCAAGAUUAUUUUUGCGAUGACUGUACCAUAUGGAAAAGGCUACUCGGUUCGGAAAUGACUUAAUCAUGCGACAUCAAUAUUUCGAAGUAAAGCAUAGGUUUUAGUUAAUUUUUGGGUUCUUCUAUCCAAAGUUCACGUAUUUCUCUGAAGAAAGCCGUUGUCAUACUGAAUGUCUACCUAAAGUAUUGUGAUACAAUGUCUUUGUUUUAGUGUGCUAAAAAGCUCCUGUAAACUCUUACACAACCUUGAUUAGCACUAUCAGGCACAUCGGCGCCUCGUGGCGAACUUGUUAUUUCUGAGUUGACUGGUGUAAAUACCCUAGGGGUAUUACUCCUCUUCAUUCGAGUGUAGGCCCUUGUAAAUUCUACAAAGGUCUUCCCCCGUAGAUGCGACACUCCAACCUUGUGAGUAGCAUUGACGAACCCAAAUAUUCACUCAAGCUCCUAAAGAAUUCGCCAAAUCACGUUCGCCAAAUCUUGUUUAAUUCAUGAAUUUAUCCUCGAAUGACAUCUCUUCGACCUCAGUGCCGUCAGUCCAAAACCCUCCGCGGUCAUCUUGACCUUGCCUGCAUGUGGAAGUGGCACAAAGCCUGAUAAGUCAGGAGGAAAUUGACUUACUGGCUGAUCAAACUGUCAUCUGAGACCUACGUUCCUUAUGUGGCUCUUCCGACCUUCGAACGGCAUCCACCUUAAAGGAUUGCCUAUCGAAAGUUACGGGUGUGGUCAGUCCCUUCGAGAUGCGUUUCAAGUGGGGGGUUGUGGUCGGCUAUCAAUGUUUUGCAUUGCUGUUCAUGUAUGCGGGUCGAAUGAUUGGGUCCUGACGUCUGACACGGUGGCAACCAAUAUCACUGCAACCUCACCGGUAGGCAACUGCUGACCCUCAUCAGGUGGGACGGGGUCUCUCGAGGACAUACCAUGACGAGCUCUAAUCUAGGGUCGACGAGGUAUGCAUAUCCCGGAAGAUUGCAAACCUGGGCGGCAGUCUUGGAGACUUGGUUAAUGUACUGGAUGGCCUGGCACAUUGAAUCAUUUUUGACUGAGAAGUCGUUCGCUAUUCUGGUGGUUUCUGUGCUCGACAUGUCUAAUUAUUACUGGUGCGAGACCCUUUCGCUUUUUGCUGAUCUAUAGCGUUUAUGUUCACCCUGGCGAUUGUUAGAGUUCAGAAUUUGCCUAGCUUUGAGGGCGUUUCAGAGCACAAUAUUCUAUCGUCCCCCAUGUGCCUACCAACAAAAGAACUUCAAAGAAGGUAGGUUCUUUGGCCAAUUUCACUUGCACGAAAAGAAAAUGUCCUGUUCAACAGAAAUGCUUAUAGGCAGCAAUGGUAUUACCGACAAAGAAAAGGGAGAGUGGAAUGGCCAUUUCUGGCUUAUUAGCCGUCGUCAGCCAGCCAUACCCAAGCCCGAAGUGUGGAACACCCGAGCCUCGAACUCGCGACCUGUUGGUUUAGAAGUUCACGCCUCUACCCACCGGGCCACGAGCCCGUUGCCCUGUUGGUUUUCGAUCGGGACUAUACAAUGGUAGUGGGCGCUCACCGAUCGUUCAUACGGAACUCGCUCGUUCCGUUUUGCCUUAAGGGCUCUCUCUCGAGCCCAACCAGCAGCCGCACAGCGGCGCAUGAUAUAUAGGCAGAAUGGUACUACCGACAAAGACAAGGAGACUGGAAUGGCCAUUUCUGGCUUAUUAGCCGUCGUCAGCCAGUCAUACCCAAGCCCGAAGUGUGGAACACCCGAGCCUCGAACUCGCGACGUGUUGGUUUAGAAGUUCACGCCUCUACCCACCGGGCCUUAAGGCACCGAGCCCUUAAGGCACAACGGAACGAGCGAGUUCCGUAUGAACGAUCGGUGAGCCUCCCCUACCAUAAGACAUGCUUAUUUGCGUAAGGUGCUCAAUACGAUUUGUGCUGGUAAUGAUGCAUAUGUGGCCACUAAGAAAACUCGGAAUUUUGGUUUAUAAUCCGAUGAUCGGUAAACAUGGUCGCCACGGGAACUAGAGAAUUCAAACAAAAGAAAGAGUAAUUCUGUGUUAAUACAAAUAACUUUGAGGAUACAAAAUGCCUAACUGGAGCGAUUAUUUGAAUUGGAUAUACUGUCAAACAAAAGUUGAAUAUGGAAGACGUUCGGCGUCCGGAGAAUGUGAGCUUCAAAUGCGUUUGAAAUUUAAAAUUUCCCGAUAUAAUUAAUGGUAACAUACACCUCUAACUACAGGAAAUCUCUAGUGAUGAGACUGCGUUUAUGACAUAUACCUGAACGCAGGACGCUUCCAACUCAAUGGGUUCGAGAGUUGAUAUUAGCUUUCAUCUUUUUACCCUGUUGGACGAGGUUAGGGCGUUUUCGUUACUACUGAUAGCAACAUUCAGGCGGUUUGCUGAAGUACGGUUAAUAUUCUUCUACAGGUCCUCAAUAUUUCUCAGGAAGGCGGCCUCCACCAGGUACUCUUUCGACUCCAUUUCAACAACGUAUCAUACGAACGGGUUGACGACGCACUGGCCGUUCCGUCGACCAUCUUCUUUGAACUCUUCCCCUUCCACCUCGUGAUUGCUCGAACCAUGAAGAUAACUAAGGCUGGUCGAGGCCUAAUCUACGCAAUGCCGGACAUCGUAAACAAGAAGCUGAACGAAGCCUUCAUUUUAGUCUGUCCUGUAAUCAGCUUCACUUGGGAAGCCGUAAGUGUAUCUUCUCUUGCACACACAUGUAUGUAUAUACACACACGACAGCUCCGCUGUCAUGUCCGAUGAUGUCUACUGUAUGCUCCAAAACAAGGUGGAACAGGCGUGAUUUAGUUUAUAGUAAUAGUAGGCUUGCACAACAUCUACCGCACUCCCUCCUCCUUCCCCACCUAAGUCCGGUGUCAAGACAAAAUCAGGAAGACCGGAGGCGGGGGAGGGCGCAGAUGGAUGGCGUGGUCGAGCCCGCACCUUGGCACUACACUCCACACCCUUUGAUUAACAUGGCGAAUGACCAGGAAUUUAACCAACAACAAAAAUGGAGAGGACCGCAGGGGUCCCAAAGUGCGCGACGUCUGCCGGCAACCGGGUGUGCCACCGCAUUCCCCGAGAUGCUGGCAUUUGUUAUGGUGCGCAUUCCGAUAACGCCUGCUAGAAUCCGAUAUGGCCCCGCGUGUUGGUCCAGCGCAUCUACCACGUGGCCCGCUUGGGGGGUGGGUACGCACCUCUUAAUGAGUGCACAAACAGAGAGAAGUGGGAAAGUUGCACAGAUGCCAGUUCCUCUUAUGCCCACAAAGAAACUGAUAUGUCAAAGUCUGCGAAAUUCUUGCAGUCACUUCUGGCCUGUAUGGAGGAUCGCAUGGUCAAAAGAACUACGGCCGGUAUAAGAGUGAGAACACUGGGACAACUCCCGUUUUCGCUGCUCCCUUCAGACAAUAGAAAUUAGAAAAAUCUGCCAUACCGACAUCGUUAUCGCAUUCUACCCUAUCACUGACGUUUGAGGCUAUGUGAAACUAGCUGACCAAGUCUUCUAGGACUUUUAGAAAGUCCGCGUAGCUCAAGUGGUUAGAGCGUUGGCUGUACUAAAGCCUUUCCCUUACUGCGUGGGUUUGAAUUCCACCGAAGCGCCGAGUUUUUCACAGUUGGGUCAAUAUGAAUUAUUCAAAAUCUGCCAAAAUAUCUAUGAAUUACAUGAGCCUGGUAGUCAUCUGGUGGAUUCUAGGUGAAUUACUUAGGAAAUCCUGCUUGAGCAGUCAACCUUCUGUAUCAGAUUUGGUGGAUUCCAGACGUUGCAGUAGGUUGGGUGGGUAACUUAACCCAAAUGUGAUUAAACUCGAGUCGUCCGGCGGGCCUCGUGGCUCAAGUGGUUAGAGCGUUGGUUGCCCUAAAGCCUUUCCCUUACUUACUGGGUUCGAAUCCCACCGAGGCGCCGAGUUUUUCAUAGUUGGGUCAAUAUGAAAGUCAACCAUAAUUUGGACCGGCUCCACUUCCACAGACUAGAGAACACGGGCUCCUUUUUCGUCUGAUCCCUGUAGGCAAACAGCUGCCAAACACAACCCAGUGACCAAAUUGUCCUUUUUCAGUUAGUUUCCUGAAAAUAGUCUUUUUGCAGCUGUCGCUUUAUUAUCCCGCUCGACUUAGUUAUUAAAAAAUCUGGCUGCCUUGACGGAAUUCGCACCCGAGAAAAGAAGGCAAAGGUUGGGUUACAGCCAACGUUCGAAACACUUGACAUACUAGACCCGGCCGGGAGUCGUGAGAUUAGUCAUAUUUUAGUCAAGUUGCCCGCCCAGCCUUGAGCAAAUUAUGGGACAACCAAAUAUGAUACAAUGAGCUGGCUGCCCAAGCAGGAUUUCCUAUGCAAUCCCUUUAAAAUCCACCAGAUGUCUACUAGUCCCACUUAAUUGAAAGGCGGUUUUGGCAGAUAGGAGUAACUCAUUUGACCCAAUUGUAAAAACCUCCGUGGCCUUUGUAGGAUUCGAAUCCACCUUCUCUUGCCUUCAUCUAUACACGUAAGGCAAAGUCUAGCAUGGAUCUCAGUCCGCACCAAGUCAAAUUUAGAGCAGAAUCGUGUUAACGAUGCUGAGUUCCAGCCCGUCUCUGCCAUAAGACUGUAGGACGCAUAGGUUUCCAGCAGGGUGUACCUUUUAUUAGUCCGCCCGAACCCAAUGAAAGAAUGCGUCAUUGGGACCUGUUAGUUGGAAAACUAGAAGGCUGACCAAUUCGGACCAAUAAACAUGCAAUAACUGCCCCUCUACCAUGCUAUUAGAGAGUAUUUUAUGGCAUUACGAUGCGUGGAUUGGGAAGUUUUGGAAAAGUAACAGAGUUCGUCUGACCUUGAGGCAUAUUUUACCGACUUCAGAGACCAUCCCUAUUCUUAACUGUUCUUGUUCCCUAAAAAUUACAGAAUUAACCUAAAGCGAAACCCCUCAUCGGAAACGGGCUGUUAACAACAACGACUUUUAAAGAAACUCAAGAUAGCUGUUUAGGAAAAGUGUCGAUAAAUAUCCAUAUCUGAAACAUUUUUGCACACUUCCAGAUACUGCUAAAACACCGCAUUAAAUUCUGUUUUAGGUCAUGUUUCACACAAAGAAUAUCUUUGAAAUACUGCAACGCACGGAAGAUUACGGUAAGUCGUCUGAGAAGGGUUAAUGCAUCGAAAUUUUCCUUAACCUGUAAUUAGUUGAAAAAUGGGCUUUAAUUAAACAUUUAAUGAAAGGCUGUGAUCCAGCCACUGAGCGGUUUUAGCAUAGGUCAGCAAAUAUCCUAUGAUCGGAGGCGUCUAUUUAUCGUUGUUUUAUCGGUAGGUGCCUGUGGGUCACUCCGUUAAUGCGCACCGUUGUCCGCAGUCAAAAUAUGUAAUUUUGCAGUCCCUAAGAAAGGUAUUUAAAAAAAGCCCCACAAACCUUUCAUCUGGAGUAAUUCCACACUACUGGGAGUUCUUUUGUUUAUUUCAGUUUAUUUGGUAAGGAUAACAGGCAAGGCCUUUGAAAACCCUAUUGAUUACAUGUCCGCUCGUUAGAAAUAACUGUACACGAACGUCGAGAAUAUUCGUUAUUAAAACCGUACUUGGUCCAUUUAAGUAGCAUUGUUUCAAAGAAAUAACUUCCAGGAGAUCGCGAAGUAUCUAACUCAGGUUCAGACUAUCGAGGGAAACCAGGGGACACAAAUAAUUAUCCAAGCGUUUCUUGAACAGUUGCAGGGACAUCACCUCCACGACUGAUUGAGGGAGAUUGUUAAACUUCUCCACUACCUAUUGUGUGUAGAAUUCAGAACGAAGAUUCAGCGUGGACAUUUUUGUCCUUAGCUUCGUCGAAUGACCACGAAGAUUGGGUGAAAGGUGCUGCUGAAACAUGUCCCCAAAGCUAAGUUCAUGCUCAAGGCCAUGGAUUACCUUGUAAACCAGGACAAGAUCAUCUCUUUGUUGCCUGUAACACAGAGGGAAUAAAUUAAGGCAUUCAGUCUGUUUAUGUAGGAUUGGUUUUUAAAACCGUUCACAAGGUUUGUUGCACGACGUUGUACUCUUUCGAGGCAUUUUUGGUCCGUUACUAGCCAUGGCCGCCGCGCUUGUAUGUUAUAUUCCAAAUAGAGACGACAAAAAGUGCCUUAAACUCUCAUAAAAAAGGUCUUUUUCGAAGGUUACGGACGCCCUUUUGAUUGCAUGGAGUACUUUCAUGGCGUUUUUUGCAGCCCUGUUGCACUGCAGUGUUAGUUUCAUGUUGUUCUGUAUCAAAACACGGGGAUCCUUCUACAAAGGUUCUGCGGGAAGUGUAGUGUCUUUUAGAUUAUAUGUCUUCAGGCUCUCAUUUGAAUGAGGGUUGGUUGGACGCCGAUGAAGGACAGCACGCGUCUGCACAUUGAACUAUAGAGGCCAUUUCUCGGACCACGCUUGCAGUGGGUGCAGAUUGUUUUGAAAGACUCUCUAGUCAUUUGGACUCUUAACGACUUGCCAGAGCUUAACGUCAUCGACAAACAUUAAUUUGCCGCAGUCAAUGUCCUGAAGGCUGUUAUUAACGUAAAGGGUGAAGUGCAAGGUCCCAGAACUGAGUAUUGAGGCACAUCACUAGUCACGUUCACUCAGUCUGACAUAUCGUCUCCGAUGCAGACGCUCUGUUUUCGACCAAUCAGAAACGCCCUUAUCCAGUUCCUCAGAUCUUUCCAGAUGCCGAGGGCGUCCAUUUUAUGGAAAAGGUGUUGCUAGGAGACAGUUUCAAAUGCUUUACGGAAAUCGAUCAACACGACAUCCACCUCAAACCCCUCUUUUAAAGCCCUGGUCCAAAUUUCCAGACAAGUUAGUAGAUUUGAGAGGCAGGAACGUCCUCUCCGGAAGCCAUGCUGAAAAUCCUGCAAGGCGUUAUUUUCUCCACAAAAUUGAUGUCAUCGUUUGCUUUCAUUGUUUUGUAUGAUAGGCUAGUUAAGCUAGUAGGCAUAAAGCUGCUUGCUGUCAUCCUGAUACCUCCCUUAUGUUGUUUCGAGUCUUUUUAAACUAUUGAAAUGAGAAAAUGUGUGUGUAUAUAUGAAAAAUCCCUUUCAUCAGUUAACUAACCGCCUCUCAUUUAAACCCCUUUUAGACGAAGAAGACGAGCAAAAUUCGGGCGGAGCACUACGAAUUCGUGGUCAGAUGAAAUACAUGAGUGACUGGGAUUCAAUAGUCUUCCUUGGAACUCCAAUGUGGGUCUGGGAUUGUGCCUGAUAGCUAUUCCAAGGGAAAGAGAUGCUGAGGGAAAGGGGCUAUCAGCUGCAUAAGUCAAACAUCCUUUAAUCCUUUUAUAGGGGCCUUUUACCCGGCAGCGCAUUCUCAGGUAUGCGUGAAAAUAGGGUUUACCAGAAUGCGGUCAGGUCUGUUAGUACAUGGCUUCCUCCUAAGCGCUCGAUCAAACUGGAAAGAAUUGUGUCAUCUGUAGAAGUCUCGGUCGCUGGCCCAGUUUUGUGGUCCCCUUCACCUGCGUCCAAACGGCUGGGCCAAUGGCCGAGAUUUCAGCAGAUCUCCCCCGUCCACCCCCAGUUCUUUGAAACGAGUGUCCGGAAGUACAGUUAGUAACCGAUCUCAUGAAAUGUUGGCCGAAAUUCUGAAAUACGUUUGGAAGGAUUACUUAGGUGAGGUUGUAAUACUGAUUACCAUGCGGAAUAAUCCCGUAAUAUUCCGAACCUGCCAAGAUAUCGGCUUUUGAAUGCGCUUCUUUUCGAUCUCCUGCAAGACCCACACUCGAUAAAAAAUUGACUACUUAAGUAGCAUGCAUUUUCGCAUUGAUUUACGAUGGUAUUAUAAAUUCAAAUAUAUUUUGUAGAAAACAUGCACAAAAAUAUGCCUUCUUCUACAAAUUCGGUGGCAAAUCACGUCGACUGUACAUUUUAUGCUUGAAGAGGGGUAUAUUUGAGUUUUAAAAAAGUUUUCUAGUUCUUGAAUGAUUUUAAGCCAGAUCAGGCGUUGCAUUAGCGUUUAGCGAUUUCUUUCUGCAAUGUGCAUACUUUCCGUGUGAGGAAAAUAAUUUAUUUUUCUAUGCUUUUAAGGGGAUAUCAUUUUGAGUUCACGAAAUCUUGCAAUGAAUGAGGACUAUGUUGUACAUUUCAUGAGGAGCAAUGAUAAAUAGAAAGGUACGAUGCUGUAUGAAUGUCCAUUGCACGGUCUUGAACGUCGUAUAAUUAAAGACUUUUUUAAAAUCUAAAUAUACCCCGUCUUCAAGCAUAACAUAUACAGUCGACGUGAUUUUCCACCGAAUUUGUAGGAGAAAGCAUAUUUUGUGCAUGUUUUCUAUAGAGUAUAUUUGAAUUUAUAAGAAAAUCGUAAAUUAAUGCGAAAAAUGCAUGCUACAUAAGCAGUCCUUUUUUUACCGAGUGGGGUCUUGCAGGAGGUCGAAAAGAAGUAUAUUCAAAAGCCGACAUCUUGGCGAGUCCGAAAUAUUACUGGACUAUUCCGUAUUCUAAUCAGCAGUACAACCCCACCGAAGUAAUCCUUCCAAAUCGAAAACGUAUUUCAGAAUGUCGGCCAGCAUUUCAUGAGAUCGGUCACUCACUUUAGUUCGGUUGUAAGAGUUUUUAUGGAACAAUAUAUGAGGGGAAUGUGCCAGAGCUACCUUUGCCACAAAAACUUGCAGUAGUAUUGAUCACUUGAGCUAAAGGUAAAAGACAAACGGGCCUUCAGACCGAGAAAUGACCCCGUCCUUACCCUUUCGGCCCCAUCAUUAGGACGCGGACAUGAGUUAACGGGGUGCAAGUAUCAAACACGCUGAUCUGAAAGCCUUUUUUGAGGGAACUGAUGGAAUUGAUUUGUCUCUUCAUAAGUAUUAAGUACAGUAGGUGUGCUAACUCGUGAAAUGUUAGCCUAAAUUCUGAAGUGUGUUUCCGAUUCGAAAAGAUUAGUUGAGUAGGUUUGAAAUAUUAAUUAUCGCGCAGCAGAAUCCUAAGAUACAUCCUUUACUUCGGGAUGCCGGCUUUUGGGCGAACUUCUUUUCGGUCGCCCGCAAAAACCAGUCUGUAAAAAUUACUAGUGGAGUAGUAUGCACAUUUUUAUAUUGAUUUUUGAUGCCCUGAUAAAUUUAAAUACAUUUCCUAGAAAAUAUGCUAAACUGUGGUUAUUAUUACAACCCUACUUAAGUAAUCUUUUCAAAUCGGAUAUAACUUUCUGGAUUCUUCUAACAUUUCAUGAGUUAUUGCACCUACUGUUAUUUCGGGCAAAAGGGCGUUAGGCAGUGUUUUGAGUAGGAAUAGUAAAAAGUUGCAGUUUUCUCCUUCUAAGAUGUCUAGAGGAGGGAAGUUGAACUUGUCUUGUCUUUAAAACUUGGUCAGUUGACGGAUUACCCGCUGAUAAAUUUAAGAUUCAAGGAGGUAAUUAUAUGAGAUGAAGAACAGCGUUGUCUAAUCUGUAUAUUCUGACUGGAAGACCAUUUGUGACUCCACCUAACUUCAGACUGGCUCUCCAAAAAUGUUUUACCACUUGCUAUAUGUAUAGAUUUUCUAUUGGUAACUUAAAUUUGAAUGGGCGCCUCGUGGUUGAAAAGAAUUACAUAGUUAAAACGUAUUUUACAACCUUGAGCUGUCAUUCCUGUGAGCUUAGGGUCUAAAGAAGACCUGAUUUUAGAUUUGCGAAAAUUCCCGUAGCAGUAGCGAGAAGACGAGAAGCUACGUAUGCUCGCCACCUUGUCUUCUCAAGACCUGAUUUGCUGCCAAAUGAGUGCAAGAAUGAAUAUUUUUGUGUCUAUUUUCCAUAACAUAUAUUUGGAUUUACCGUGUUUAUCAUCCCCCGAGGAAGAGGAAGAAGAGAAAAUCAUUUCAUGGACCAGAUUGUAUUCAAACUGACGUUUCGGAAACGCUCUCGUUUCCAUCAUCAGAGUUGUUAGCUGACGUUUCUUGCUGGCCUUGAUUUGUUCAGCCUUGCCGCCUGUCUCGUGUUAUAACUGUGCCCAGCGCACAUACGUUAACUAGCCCGUUUUCUGUUGGCUGGUUGUGGCCUCUCAUAUCCCAGUCAUUGGCGGACUGGCGUGCCUUACGCCCCCCUCACGCCUGCGUCGGCGUGCUCGUUAGCCUCCCCCUCGUCAGACAGCGGGCUGAUCGAUUGUUGUUCCUCAAGCAUGGUGUUUUCGGCCUCGCGAGUACGUUCGUGAGGCAGUGUGCCACGCCGGUCACGUGACAUUCGGUCAGCGCCUUCCCCUCUCUCCGCGAGCGUCGGCAGUCGAGUCCGUGUGACUGGUAUCGGUCCUGCCUGGACUGACUCGAGCCUUGCGCGGAGCGCCUGGUAGGCGGGAUGUAGGCCUAUGGCUCAGUUGAGCUAUCAGCGAUUGAUAGAAAACAUGCAUGCUAGUUAUGCGGUCAUUUUUUUACCUAGUGUAGUUAUUGCUGACGGACGGAAACAAGCUCCUUCAAAAGCAGGCAUUCCGAUGUGAUUGAUUGGGAUUUUGCUCCAGGACGAUCAAUAAUGCAAGCCCAACUAUGCAAUUGUUUCUAGGUCAAAACACAGUUCAGAAUUUCGGUUAACAUUUCAUGAGAUACUUCACCUACUGUAUGUGCGAUGCAACAUUUGAAAAACGCGGAUCCUGAAUUCCAAUUGAUCCCACCAUCCGAUAGUGCAAUUUACCAUAUAUCAUCUCGAUUUCUUACAGGUAUUUAAGGUCCUUCGCCCUCCAAACUUUCAACGUUCCAGUUAUUGAGUAUCACGAAUCGGGGUUUCACGCUGAAAUUUUAAUUCCCGACACAGACUUUAUGUUCCUAAUCGUCAUUUUCUGCUUCGUUAGUACCGAAACAGUGUUCACAAAGGUCUGCACUGUGAACGACAGUCAUCCGCCACUAGCACUUUAGUAUGACCCCUUGACAGGACAACAGAGAAGAAGUGUCCGAUUGGUCGAGGUGCUAGCUAUGUUUGAAAGCCUUGAAGAACACUAUUCAGAUCCGUUGUCAGCAUGAGUCACCCAUUAGCUGCCUGGUUCUGAACGUCCGCCUAUCCGUUGACCAUGCCAGCGGGGAAAUCAGAUACGUCAUGCAACCCCCGCCUGUCAGAUAUCACCACGGUAGCUAGGCUGGAGUGCAUGCCUACCGUCUAAUGCGCACACCCGUGAACUUUGUGAUUCGAGCUUCCGGUUUUAAUUGUACUACUGAUGGCCAGACGUUCUGUAGACCUGUAGCGAUAUUAGGUUAGUUUGGUUUGUGUCACGAUAAUUUCAAACGAUCUCAGUACCCAAACGUGGGUCAGCAAAAUGCAGCCAGAAUUGUUGACGCUGGUAGCAGAGUUAACCUAACCUUAUGACUGAGUCUAUUUGCUCCGCCUGUGUAGCUCAUCGGGUACUAUGCCCCAACAAACAGUCAGGUAGUCACGAGCAACUGCUGCAAGAAAGUCUUUGUUCUGUCAGCUUUUUGGGGAAGUCUGUUAAGGCUUUGAAAAUAAGCUUUGAGAGGCAAUCGAAACGACUGCGUCCAAACCUACAUUUACGUCAAAUGGAUUCAUUUGACACAGCUCCGGACACCUGCAUGAAAAAGAACGUCCAAAAACUCACUACUUCGGUAAAGGCUUCCAAGAAAUAACCUACUUUGAAGGUUAUUACAGGCAGAAACUAGAGAACUCAUCGUUCCGGCGGUCAGUCAAAAACAUUGCAAAUUACAAAGUGUUUGUUUACAUUUUAAGUAACACUGUAACUCGGCGGAAUUCACUGUCGCAAAAAAAAACUAGAGUAAUUUUAUUGAAGAAAAGUACCCAAGAUGCACAGAAAAUGUUAUGCUUUCGAUUGGAUGCGUCGACUUGUGACCCUACGGAAACUUUUAUUCCUGUAACGUCUCUACCAGUGAAAUCAGGCGAAAUUCUCUUUGAUUUAGUCAGCCGCAUCAUAAACAAUACAAAACUGGAAAACGUCAUCGAAUUCUCGCAAUAAACUUUUAGAACACAUGAUUAGACAUUAUGUGCUUAACCAUGUGCCAGACUUCUCCCAGGAUAUUUGCUCCAAAUGUACAGAUGUAUACAUAGAGUAGUGUUUUAGCGUUAUUACGUUUUUGCUGUUUUAUUUUACCAAAACCACCAUGCUCUGGGGCACAUAACGAAUUUUUAUUUAAUUUGGACGCAUGUCAUGAGAUAGGUUAUCUACUACUACUACUAAUACUACUACUACUACUACUACUACUACUACUACUACUACCACUACUACUACUACUACUACUACUACUACUACCACUACUACUACUACUACUACUACUACUACUACUACUACUACUACUACUCUAUCUACUGUUUACCUGCUUUCGCAGUUGUUCCUUGGUCCCCUUUGAAGUGUAGGUUACUUAUUUAGGUUUGGUGUCUCUACUAGUUGAAGAAAGCAUGACAAUAAUCCUACCAGCACUUGAUGCUAUUCCUUAAAUAAAUUUGGAUGACGUAACUCUAGAAGUCUGUUAGGGAUCCCUGGACUACCUUCCUGUAAAACCCUCGGGAACAAAUCCCAAAUGGCUGCACAAACAUCAACGGAAGACGCCACUCGGUGCCUCAUCAUCUGGUCAAUACGGAUACAUGAGAAGUAGUUCAGGGCAUGAAAGUUUGUAGGCGGAGAUGAAUGCCAAAACAGGUAUGCACUUUGUACCACUUUCGUGUGGCGCUGGGAUUGCAUUCCCUCCUGUGAAAUAGGUUAUAUCAGUCGGCGGUCAUGAUGUGGACGCUAAUAAAGCCUGUAGGAUAAACUGCUAGAUACCAACUCGCCUCUGAAACAGCCCAGGAUGCUAAUGGCAGCAGAAAUGACGUCCACCCGACCAGGAAAACCCACACCUGUGCACUCAGGCUUCACGCCUGCCGCAACGCAAUGCAUGCCGGCUGAUCUUCGCGGAAUUGACCGGUUUUAAAGUGCAUUUUAUUGAGCCCUCAUCUCUCCCCGCCCAAAAUGAUUCUACCCUCCACUCCGUAAUCAUCCGCCCCCCUCCACCCAUGACCUUUUAUCUCUCGCGAACUAACUUACCGCUCUAGUGAGCUGGCUGUCUAUGCAAAUGUAUCGGUCCGAUGCCGAAUUACCGAAAACAAUCCCCUUGCACAAGUCCCUUCUUCUCAGUAUGUAAAAUUAUUUCUAGGGCGACCAAACCAGGGUGAAACAACCAGGCAUUACUCACACUUGCCGCAUCAAAAAGUCAUUCAUAUAGUUCCAGACUGCGCAUCAAUGAAAGUGGGUGAAAGUCGGGUUAUUUCCGUUUUUGGCAUAGAUGAAUUACGAGAGCCUGGUAGUCAUCUGGUGGAUUCUAGGUGAAUUACUUAGGAAAUCCUGCUUGGGCAGUCAACUUACUGUAUCAGAUUUGGUGGAUUCCAGACGUUGCAGUAGGUUGGGCGGGUAACUUGGCCCAACCGUGAUUAAACUCGAGUCGUCCGGCUGGGUCUCGUAGCUCAGGUGGUUAGAGCGUUGGCUGUACUAAAGCCUUCCCCUUACUGCGUGUGUUCGAAUCCCACCGAGGCGCCGAGUUUUUCACAAUUGGGGCAAUAGGAAUAGAUGGAAAAGGCACUGUCCUGGAACGGGCAUCGAGUCUGCCACGUUAACAAUAAUCAGGAGUCUGGGGUUCCCCUUCAGACCACCCGUGCACAUUUUCGUGGCCUUCUCGGAUAAGAGGCUGCAUUUCGAAAAAAAAGAUUGUUUUACUAUUCUUGCAACUUUUUGUUUUUACGCAGACUCCGCAACGUCGAGCAAAUGCGAAUGUGCGGCCUGUUUCUCAACGACCUUGGACUCCAUGACUUCAGUCGCGAUAUGGUGUUUGUGGGCGAGCAGGAAUCCACUCAGUUGAAGUUAUCCCUUGAUACGGUAAGUUCUCCCGGCCGUGCGUACUCUGAAGGCAUGGUUAGACCCUCCCUCAGGAGCACUCUGGAUGCGUUUAUCCACAAAAGGGAAAACUAGACAGAGCCGGUUUUGCAAACAGGAAUUUUAUUUAGUCAUCAACAGGCAAGCCCUUCUAAAAACGCUGUGAAAAAACAAAAAUCGCCAAUCACACAGCAGAUGGGAAGGAAAGUCCGCAUAAAUGAAUUGGUAACCGAGCACAAGAGAGUUAGUACUUAAGAAUCAAAGUUGUGAAGUACAGCCAGAGAAAAGAGCUUGGUAAAAUCGAGGUGGCGUAUGUAAGUCUUCGGAGGACAAUAAAGGUAGUUCAUUUUUGCCAAGUGUCCAUAUUAUGUAAAGCGAACCGCCGGAGAACUUUUCAAAAUUUGGCUAUUGAGGGGCCCCAAAUACUGGCUUUUAAAGCAGUCCCCCACGUACGAUGCAGUAUCUUUUCCAUUUUACAGGUGUUCCUGUCGCUAGGAGCUGCAUUUGAUAGGGACAAAUGUUGUGGAAGGAGACGACGACGAUGAUGAUGAUGAGGAUGAUGAUGAUGAUGAUGAUGAUGAUGACGAUGGUGGAGGGGUGAUGAUGAUGAUGAUGAUGAUGAUGAUGUUGUGUGGGGUUUUUGGGUCGUGUUAGUAGGGUGGUUUUAAUGACUAAUGCCUUUCAGAUCAAUCAACGAAAGUGAGUGGAUGUAUUUGUUCCACUGACGUCUAAAAGGAUGUUUUUAUUUUGACGCCUGCAUGAAUUGCAUUAAGCAGUCAAAGUAGGAAUUCAGCAAAGCUGACCGAAACCUGAGAACAAAGGCCCGCCGGAAAGAAGGGAACUCUGGUUAAUACUGCUGAUGACAUUUCAUAAGAGCCAGAAAAGUUUCUUCAAUUCACUUCUAGUCUUUCGCCAAUGAACCAUACUCCUUGAAAAUAAGCCUGCUUUGCGCAUGCCAGGCAGUGGAACGGUGUUGGGCAUCCAACAGUCCAGUCAUCGCUCUUGGAGAAAUCUGCUGCGACAAUAAGACGCCAGGAAAAGAUUUGCAGCAAUCACUCUCAUGUGCCAAUUCACUAGCAGGAAGCCGAAUCAGAUUCACAAGUAUACGACACGAGAGUCCAUCCAUUUGUCACGGCAACGUUAGCAACUCGGUUAUGCCUCUUUCCUUGAUCAUCAAAUGUCCUUUGGUUAUUAGUCGUUACUUUUGUUUUCUUGUAACGUAUAUAUAUGCUUAACUUUUGCUUUCAUUACCAGAUGGCAACGCUCACAGAAAACUUUGAGAAGAGCCAAAAGGAACUGGCGGACAAGACCGAGGCAAUGAAAGAAUUAAUGUACCAUUCGAUGCCUCACAGCAUUGCGGAGAGGCUAAAGAGGGGACAGUCGAAAGAGGAAUUGGCGAAGGUCUGCUGAAUGCUUUUAGAUUACAACAGUUUUAAGUGUACUGCAUGAAGUUGUCUGUAUAUUAGCGUGGGUUGCAUGCUGAUCUCUAGGGCGGGCCACGUGAGAGAUGAUGUGGACCGAAAGGGGGGCCAGUUGAGGGUAGAAAAUGCGUUAAGAGGGCUACGCAGAGUCUGCGCAUCUACUUACAAACGGGCAGUGGGAUGGCACGCGUAGACUCAGACAUACUCCGCCCUAGCCGUUUGUGACCAAUCACAGCAUAAUAUGGCUGACCGGCUCGCGCAGUGCACGGGAGAAGAAAGAGAGAGAGAGUGAGGUUGACAGUGCGAAGUUGAAUUCCCCGACAUGUCAGGGCACCCUCAAUUAUAAACACUUUGAUGCUCUUUGCAACCUUCACGACGCACUAAAAGGCGUGCUUUUGAAGGCUGUCAAGUAAUUGGGUAGCUCGGUCCCCUCGUACAGAAAGUCAGUCUGCAAUGGAUCCUUCUUAAUGUCGCUUCUGGUGGAACCCGAGCCGAGCACUUCUUGUUUCCGCGAAGACCCUAGGGUAACAAUCGGGAGAUGGCACCCAAAAAAAUCCGCCUAACCAAAGCAACCUGUCUUACUGGACAGGUGGUAAUAGGGGUUUUAUGGGUGGUGGGUGGUCGGGAUGUACGAUACCAGCCGACGAACAGCCUUAUUUGGACAGGUGAAUGAUCGAAGUUGGCCUGCUCUCCUUUCCGUUAUUACAAAAUGGGUCGUCAAAGGCAGUAUAGUGGUAACGGACGAGUGGAUGGCGUAUCAUCGUCUUCCCUCAGAAGGUUAUCUACAUUUCUCUGUUAAGCACUCAAAGAACUUCAAGGACCCUACCACCGGACGGCACACCAAUGCCAAUGAGGCAUACUGGUGUAGACUGAAAAGGAAACUUCACGAGGGAGGCCCUGUAUGUGGUCGAUAUGUGUGGGCUCACAUAGACGAGCAAUAGUAUCGUCUUUGGUUUGGCCUCAAUGCCAUGCCUUUGACAGAUGUCUGGGAACUGUUUCUGUCCCAUGUGAUGCAGACUUAUCCUUUUUAAAAGUGAUUUUGUUUUGUAAUAAACUGCCAUAAUGCGAAUGUAUGCCGUAUAUUCAGGUGUACGUGUGUAACGAUGGGGAAGGUUUGGUAACAGCGAUCAUCUUCCAUGUAACCUCCUGCGAUGUUCGUUCGGCCAGCCGAUGUUAGGCCGUCGAAGAAAGCCCAAGUAGAGCGUGAAAGUAGGCCUGCAACGGUUAAUAUAGCCUGACGGCGUUUGAGUCUACUGAUAAAGGUAUUAUUUCUAGGUAACGGAUUUUUUUUGGGUGCCAUCUCCCGAUUGUUAUCGAGCCUAGUUCUCUGCACGCUGUGCGGGUCGUGUGUGGGACGGGUAGACGGGAUGUUUAGCUUUGCCCGCCACAGAGCCCGACCCCGCCUACGGCCGCCCUGACUCUGUCUCGUCACCGGGUUGAGGAGGACGAGAGGGGAGGGAGUGAGCGGAUGCUGCAUAAGUCCGCUAUCAUUACAAGCUAUUUCACGCUCUAGUCGCUGUCCUGAACCUACCAUGCUGUGUGGUACACGAUGGGCACUGUCCCUCGUAACGGCCGAAAUGAUGCAGGUUGCAUGGGAUAUUUAGCGGCAAAGAAGACGUUAACGCUACCCUGGAUGGCAUUUGAAUGGUGUUUCUUUUCUUCUGGAAGAAAUGGGAAUCCUUGCGGAAGGACUGUGGGGCAAACGUUCGUCUACAGCUGCGAAGUGGGGUGGAGCCGAGAACGAUCUUUUACUUCCACUUUCCAGUUAGCGGUCUUUUCUCUUUAACUCCCCUGAAGCAAUGAGACUGCUCAGUAUAUGGUCAAGUGCUAUCCGCUUCAACCGUUUUCGUGAUUUUUUUACGCAUCAGACCCUAGGGUUUCCCUUUACGCUGAGCUUGACCUCGUGCGUGGUAGGUGUUCAAGGCCUAAUAGUGCCUGAACUCAGGACGAUUGCACUGCGCUGACCUCCUAAUUCCCAUAGUACUACCCGCAUGUGAUUUCGUUUUCGAAUAAACAGCCGAAUGCAAGUGUUGAGUCGUAUGAUGAUUUGCUUGGAAAAUGCAUGUCUGGUGUCAUGCGGACGGUCAUGUCCAGUCUAGCGAUCAACAUCUAACAUUUGUCUAAUUCAUUUUGACCCAGCUGUGGAAAACUCCGUGCCUAGGUGAGUUUCGAGCCCACGACAGCAAGCGGAAGGCUUUAGUACAGCCAACGCUCUAGUCCCCUGAGCUGCGAGGCCCCAUCGGACGACGCGAGUUUAGGUACAUCUAGGCCAGGUGGCUAGAGCGAUGGCUGUACUAAAGCCUUCCCCUUGCUGUCGUGGGUUUGAAUCCCCGAGUUUUUCACAGUUGGGUCAAAAUGAAUCAUUUGAAAUCUGCCAUAACACCUGUGGAUUACAUGGGCCUGGUAGUUAUCUGGUGGAUUCUAGAUGUAUAACUCCGGAAAUCCUGCUUGGGCAGUCAGCUUACUGCAUCAGCUUUGGUGGAUCCAGCCGUCACAGUAAGUUGGGUGGGUAAACUUGACCCUAAUGUAAUUAAAUUCGCGUCGUGCGGUGGGGCCUCGAAGCUCAAGUGGUUAGAGCGUUGGCCGUACUAAAGUCUUCCCCUUACUGUGUGCGUCCGAAUCCCACCGAGGCGCCAGGUGUUUCACCGUUGGGUUAAAAGGGAUUAUUUGAAAACUGCCAUAACACGUGUGAGUUGCCUAAUUCUUAUGGAGGGCAUUAAUAUGGCCAUGUUUAGAUUGUUAUAUCUUCUCUUGAUGAUCCACUGUUCACAGUUGAUUUGCUGCCUACGUUGAGCAAACUGGUCUCUUUGUCGUUAGCUCAAUUUGUCGACUAAACGGCAGUUAGAUGUGGAUGCUACUUUUACUGUUCUCGAUGCCGCAGCAGGUGAUUUCGCCUAAUAUGCUGAGUAGUAACUUGAGUGCGUGUCUCAAGUCCGCAGGCAGUGCUAGUAUAGGAGGGAUAGGGCUCCAUUCUCAAAAUAGGAUCUCAACAACUUUCGCUGUCAGUUGCACUGGCGUCUAGCUCGUCGGUAUGCGUGCGUUGCAGAGGCGAAAGACAAACGGCGUUAGGAGUAAAAUUUCAAAAAUUGAAGGUAUUCCCAGCACACAGUAGUUUUCGCAAAUAAAGGAGACCUUUGCGGAAACGGAUUUUGGUUUUAGAAAAAGUUAUGCGUAAAUUAAAGCAUGCUGAUGUAAUACUCCAAAGGACGCACCCGCCUACUCCGUUAUCCACAUCGUACGUUAGAAAAGAUUCAGAGCUGGGAGAAUGAUCGGAAGAUAUGGUCUGCUGAGAGAUGUACUGGGUUGACUGUUUAAAUUUCCAAAAGUGAUGUUUGGGACCGAUUAAGUGUUAACAUGACAUGACCUACGCACCGCAGAUUUGUAGUACUAAAGUUUACCUAGCAUAGUAGUGAACUUCCCAAACGGCCGUAUGAUUUCCUCGCUUCUAAUGCAGUUUUGUUGACAGCCAGCUAUUCUCCCUAGUUCUGCUCAACUUAAUUGAAGAUUAGAUUGGAGUGCUAUUCGUUGAUCUAUUCCCUCUUCGGGAUGAAAUAUAGAUGAAAGUUAAAGCAUACAAGAAUAGCUCGAUUCAGCGUCACCAAACAAUUUCGCGACGAUCUAUCAACUGCUCCCUGUCGCUUCGUAAGAUGGAUAGGGGGCAGUGCGUACGCAACCGGUUAACCCUAUUAAGGGACUCAUUAUGAAAACAGCCACAUCAUAAUUUAAGUAACUGUAUUUAAUAAAUGAAGAAUGGUCAUGUAACAACACGGUGAAAGUUUAACCGUCGUUGCCGACAUUAUCCGCCGUGUGUUCCACAGCAAGGUGAGAGCAGGUACGAUGACUUGUGCGGGAAUUAGUUUAUAGUGGUAUUAGACUUACGUAGCAUCUACCGCACUCUCUCCCCUCCCCCAUUUGGACCCACGUUCAAGACACAGUCAAGAGGAGGGCGCGAUGAAUCACGAUUUAGUCUUGGUCACACGGUGGUUGCAAAGCGCUGCCCGACGGUGUGCAACACUACUUGACUUGGUAGGGGGCGCUUACCGAUCUUUCAUACGGAACUCACUCGUUCCGUUGUGCCUUACGGACCCUCUCUCGAGCCCAACCAGCAGCCUCACAGCGGCGCAUGAUAUAGGCAGUAUGUUAUUACCGACAAAGACGAGGGAGACUGGAAUGGCCAUUUCUGGCUUAUUAGCCGUCGUCAGCCAGCCAUACCCAACCCCGAAGUGCGGAACACCCGAGGUUCGAACUCGCGACCUGUUGGUUUAGAAAUCAACGCCUCUAAUCACUGGGCCACGAUCCCGUUGUUCUGUCGGUUUCGAUCGGGAAUAAACAAUGGUAGGGGGCGCUCACCGAUCGUUCUUAUGGAAUUCACUCGUUCCAUUGUGCCUUACGGGCUCUCUCUCGAGCACCACCAGCAGCCGCACAGUAACGCAUGAUGUAGACAGAAAGGUAUUACUGACAACGAUAAGAGCGACUGGAAUGGCCAUUUCCGGCUUAUUAGCCGUUGUCAGUCAGUCAUACCCGGGUGUUCCACACUUCGGGGUUGGGUAUGACUGGCUGACGACGGUUAAGAAGCCAGAAAUGGUCAUUCCAGUCUUCCUAGACUUUGUCAGCAAUACCAUCCUGACUAGUCGCUAAAUUAGGAUAAAUUAGUCUGUUUGAGACUCAUAGACCCAGACUGGAAGUAGAUAUGCACAUUUAGACCGAAGUUCAUCAGCCAAAUAGACUGAUUUACUCCAAUUUAGCGAUUUAUUUCAAGGGAAGUAAAAAAAGUUGUCAUUGCAAAACUGAAGUAUCUGCCAGAAAGCACUAGGGGAACACUGGCCAAUUCACUGAUGAUCCGAAUUACCUGUGACUGUGUCACGCAGCGACAUAAUAUCGGCUAAACACGAGUCCGGGUUUUUAGCCAGUACCGGUGCCGUCAAGUAUGGUAUAGCGUACAGCCUAUGUACAAUCAGACAUUUCUGAGAACGCUUUCAUCUCGAUAUCUGCCACCAUUAAUAUAGACUGAAUCUUUAUGCCGUUUAAUAGAUGCAAACACAUCCUUUUGAUUAAGAGGUAAAAUAAAUCAUAAUUUAAUUCCCGCAUGAUUAUUUUUCUAGCAUAUUUUGAAGGUUUGAAGAAGGUUCUGCUAGGACAAUACGGAAAUAAGGGAUUUAUGCCUCGGUACAGUGCAGAUUUAGAAUUCAUUCCGAAGCUGCAGGGUUGCUAUGCGAGUUUACACGCUAAAAAUUAUGCCUUUUGUAGGUCUACGAAGAUGUGACAAUCAUGUCUGCUGCCUUAAACAAUGUCUGCAAACUGAGUAAAUUUGCGCAACCACAGGAGCUGUUGGAAGUGAUCAAAAAGGUUAUGGAAGAAAUUGACGGCCUCGUUCGAACAUACCACUGUUGUAAGGUAGGUCGCCAAAACUGUCUGAAAAGAGGCAAAAAAGUUUCUUCUAUAUCUUUCUGUCAUAACCUCAGUUUUUAAUAUAGUUUUAUAAAAACUUGACUAAUUCCAGCAUUUGUCUUAGAAAAAUCGUGAUUACUGUAUUUAUUCACUUUUCGACAAUGAAAGGACAUUGUUUGGUGUCUAUCAUGUGCACAGCGUUCAUGCUCUUCUAUUAACUUUUUCUGCUGGGUUGUGCAAACACCAGACAUGCUAAGCCAUCCUCCUCAUACUAUCUGAAUAGCAGUCGAUUACUAAUCACCUAUACCCAGCCACCUUAUCACAGGGGCUUCAGCAUGACAUGAACCUCUGAUGAUGAUAAUAAAUGGGGCGUACUGGAAACAAAACUCUUGCUUUUGAAUCACAGAAACAGAUACUGCGACUUGGAGGAGAUCCCUGGGAAUGAAGCUUUAUAGCGUGUCGCGGGCAGCCAUUAUGGCCAGUCUGGCAUCGUUAUCCAAGGCCUCGCUGCCUCAAGGUCAUUCACGCCUUGCAGUAAACCGUUCCAGAUGCACUGACCUGAAGCCACUCGACAGGCUUCAGUUCGGACAUACUUUUGUCCACACAGCCGCAGCUGCCCAUGCGGCCACUUGAACGCGCCUCCACCCCCUGAGCCCACAGCCUAAGCUACUGGAACACUACCCCUCGGCAACUGCAACGCACACCGAUUGGAGACCACUUAAGCUUGGCAAACGAGCCUACAAAAACGGCUGCUACCACUCUUUCAUGGCAGGAUUGGAUGCAGCCAACAUCAGCCCUGGCUUCGCCAGCGGCCACUGCUGCCUGAGGGGACCACUCACGGUUCUGUGCACAAUAAAUCCCUCAUUUUGGCGCCUUCUGUCUUCUUCCCACAACUUGGGACUUGACCCGAUGAUGUUAGCGCACAAACAUACUCACUCUCACUGUUCAGUCAGUAUAGGCCUUAGUACGAAGAUCCAUGGUAAUAAUCGGGAGAGGGCACCCAAAAAAUACUGCCGGCCAAAGCAGCAAUCUUAUCGCAACUGUCCUAAGCUAUGCAGCCAUUGACUGAGCCGCACACUGGCGACUGCGGUAGCUCCUGACCUCUGGAAGUAAUGGUAAAAAUUGAUAAUCCAAGUGCUCGGUCAACGGCGAUCGCACUGCAAUUGUCCAUAGGUAAGCUACAAUAGAAUAAUCCGCAUAGGGACUAUUGCGGUCGCUUGCCAGCAGUGGAAGCUUAUAUUAAGGUUGUUUAACGUAGGGUGGGUCUACGGCGAUCGUUUUGCAACUGUCCAAAGGGUAUGGGGCCAUAGAUUGAGCCGCAUACCUACAGCUGCGGUAAUUCCUCGCCUGAAGAAGAAGUGGCCAUAAUGGAUAAGCCAAAAGGCCGGUCCACAGCGAUGGUAUCGCAAGUGUUUGAACGUAUGGUACUAGAGAUUAAGUCGCAUAUCGACUACUGCGCUCGCUCUUCAGUUGUGGAAGCUAAUGUCAAGGUUGGUAAACAUAAGAUUAGUCUAAAGCGAUCAUUACCCAUUUUUCCUAAGCUAUGCUGUUCUAAAGAAAGCCGAAACGGACUAAUGUCGUCGCUCGUGACCUAAGCAAGCAUAUGUGAAGGAUGGCAAACCAAUGGUCGGUCUACAGCGAUCGUUUCUCAACUCUCCUAAGGUAUACAAGGGUAGAUUUAGCCGCAACUCCACUACUGCUGUCACUCUUUAGCCGUGUAAACCUAGGUCAAGGUAGAUUAACCAUGGCUCGGUCUGCAGCGGUCGCACCUCAACUGUUGGAGACUAUGAUAAUCUAAGUGAGGCAACAUGUGCACUGCAGAUCAGAUAAAAUUGAGGUCGGAUGAAACAACAAAUAUGUAGGGUCAUAACCUACUCAAAUAGGUAUAGCAGGUAUUAUUUCUAGGCAACGGAUAUUUGGGUGCCCUGUCCCGAUUAUUACCAGAUCCAUAAGAGUACCUGAGUCGAAAUCCACCAACCGUCGUGGGGAUUAUAGUGGCCCAACCAGGGCGCAUGUUGCAACGGUGAGCCUCUCACGACUACUGAUACGUGCGCACCAAUUGCAGCCUGGUUCUCGGACAAUACCAGCUGCCCAAACUGGCCAAUCGCCUUCGAGGCUGACUCAGACAUGACCUCGCGGUCGGAUGUGGUUAUGCAGCCCAACCUCUAGUACGGGACAGGUGGCAAUAGGGGGUUUUUACAGGCCAAGUAGUUGUUUGUAAAAGAAAAGCUAUUGGGAAUGCGCGGCUGAACUUUGAAUGUCUGUGAAAUAGUUGAGCUAACCCAUAACCAUAACCUCUAAGCCCUGACCCUUAACGCCAACCCCAACAAUAUUGUGUCCAUCAAAUGGGGCUACCAAACCACAUCUUACCGACCUCGCUGAACGACUGUCUCCCUGUCUCACACGGGAAUACAGCACAGGUUCCUAAAAAAAGUCCAGGCACACGAGUUUCGCCGAUAUUCUGCGCUACAUGACACAACUGCGGGACGGUGAGCGCAUUAGUGGACUCCCCAGUGUUUCUGUGUGAGUUCUGGCGGACCCUCCGGUUUCAAAAUUUCAAAUUUUUAAAUCUACGCAAAACCUCGUGAGCGAGGAACCCACUGAUGGACCGAGCCCAUCGCAGCUGUCUUACGCAGAGGCAGAACAUCGAUGAAACAGCGCACAGGGUCUUUACUUCAGAUCCGUGCUGUUAAAAGGGUAAAAAAUGAAGGGAAAGACGUUUCACAUGAGAAAUUGGAUUGCUUCAUCUCAGAGACUUUAGAGUCCUGUGAUCAGAACACACAUUGCAUGCACAUUGUGCCUGACGCUUAAAUAACUCAUGCCGACGGUUUGUGCAAGUUGAGAGUCUCCUUUUAAAAAGGCAUCUGGCGAACAUACGUCUGCUUUCGAUAAAUUCUCUUCAGGCCUGUACAUUUAUAUGACUAUUGAAGCCGCCAAGCCAGCCACCUGCAUGUAGUUACCUUCGCCGGGAUCCACCUUCUCCCUGGCGCUGACUGGAAUUGUGGUGCUUCGCUCUCUCCCUUCCCUCCGCUCCCCAAACCCGAACUACGGCCUAAUUACCCACUUGCCAGCAUCUUUUAAUGCAUUGCUUCAAUAGCCACAUAGAUGUACAGACCUGAAGAGAAUUCAUCCAAAUCAGACGUAUGCUGGCCAAAUUGCCUUUUGAAUUUUACAGUGGGAACUUUUGCAGCUCUUAAACAGUCUCUUUUUCGUUGUGGUUUAUGUUACCUGCAACCUUUUCGACCGCAUCGACAUUUUAUUGUCUCAUUGGCCUUGCGAUCCGACUGCCUCCUUUCAAGAAGGCCUGUGAGACCGGGAAGACCCCAGGGAAGCCUAUGAGACGGUUUGCUGAACGGUCUUUUGAUAGGCAGGUUUCUUGCAGUAACCUUGACCUGCGAUCGCCGUCUCGGCCCGCAUUCUCAUUGCUCUCAAAGUCGAAGACAUGACCGGUCAGCGUUGAAUGGCUAGGCGUCUCGACUUGAGAUGCAAACGCCUAACACAAGCUCUCGGGCGAGCUUAAUUUCGGCUGGCUUGGUGGCUGGCAUGCAAAAACGAGUCUUCCUUCACCCCUAUGAGGCGCGCAGGCAGCCUGGUUUGUGUAGCAACCAGUAGUUCCUCUUAUAACGCACUGUUUUAAGUGGACACCGAGAGGAAGACAGCAGAGAAUAUAUUAGGAACGGAGGCCAGUCAUCUAACCCAAUCGUGUACCUGCCAACAAUGAUAAAGACGCCGUCUACAUGGUUUGUCCAGCACUGCGGUUUGCGCGCCCUCGAAAAUCUGCCCUUUUUCUGAUUUUAGAAGACUACCUUCGAAAGAGGCCGGGAGUCUGUUGGACCCUUAGAGUUGCCUUGAUUUGCCCGAAGAUGGUCUCAUUGAAGACGAAAAUGUCCGGAAGCAGCACCGUACAAGCUCAAUGAGUUGUAGGCUUGUCGUCGUCCACAUAGAUAGAUAGAUAAUUUUUAUUAAAGACCCGUCGGGGUCCCAUCUUAGCAACAUCGUAAACAUUUCGACCACGAGGAUCCGCGGUAUGGACACUAGGGAGGGGGAGACAUAGCAUGAUGUCAUCCUUCCAGUUGGUUCAACCAAAACUCUACCCGCUGGGCAGACCUUCGUUUGUGAGAUCGCCGCCAGGAUCCUCAGUUUCGCCUACAACCAGUCUUCAAUGAAAACGAUGGGCCGCAGGCCGUAGCUGGUUCUUUGGCCAAUUUGGUGGUUACGAUCGUAUGCUCAAUUAGCUGGACAACAAUUCGGACUGGUCUCGUCAAUAGCGACUCCGGAACAACGGCACGGCCGAUUCUCCAGGAUUCCCGGUCGCUCGGAAGUAGCAGGACUUCGUUUCAGCAGUCUGUACUGUCGAGAAAAAUGGUAGACGGGUCUUUGUCAGCAGGCAGAGGGGCAUUCCCGUCUUCUGCUUCUAACAUUUUCAGUGCCUCUCAGUUUUUCCGACGUGUCAUGAUCAUCAAGGUGACUUGGUGUCGAAGAUGGUCUUUUGAUCCGUCUCUAAUGCGGGUUUGUUUCAACAAAGUGCAUACUUAGAGAGAGGGUUGGGCUAGAUCGCAGUUGGUAGCCAGGAAUGGGGAAGCGGACGACGACCUCAACCAUAAUCCUUACCUUACCCUAAUCCUAACCUCAUGCUUAAACGUUAACCAUUAACCUUAACGGCAACCCUAACCCUAACCGAAAUCUAAACGUCACCGUAACUCUUAGACACGGCCGCAACUGAGAAACCUAACCGUAACUCUGAAACCUAUUCGAACGCUCAAACUCUAACCGUAACCCGAAAACCUAAGCCUAAGGGCAUAACCCUAACCCGAACAUCGGAAACCAUUAACCGGUACCCUAAUCCUAACCUCAAACGUAAAACGGAAGCCAAAUGGGUCAGAUGUGAUUAUGGAACUUUAAAAAAUAGCCCAGUGAACAAACACCACAGCCACCUGUAAUACGGGGCCUGGCUACCAACUACGAUCUAGCCGAGGGUUGCUCUCGGUUUUAAAAAAAGCUUGUAAUCAUAAGGUUUUUAGGACGCUGAAAUGGCCAUUUAAAGAGCAUCAUAUGUAGUUAAGGUAGCACCGGCCAAGACAAGGGAGACCGAAAUGGCCCGUUUUGGUUUCUUAGUAAAAAUCAACCGUCUAGUCCUAAUCCCAAGACACGUUGGGACGUGCACGUUCCGUGACCUGAUUAGUGAGCGCUCUCAACCGCAAUUAAUAUUAUCGAUCACGAUCGAAUGGACAACGGAAUUGUGGCCUGGUGGUAGAGUGUCAGACUUAACGACCAAAGAUUCCGGGUUCGAAUCUCAAGUGAUCCACACUUGGGGUUAGGCACGACUGGAUGAUGAGAACUAGUGAGUCAGAAAUGGCAAUUCAAAUCUCCCUUGUCUUUGUCGGCACCACCUUAUCUGCCUAUACUACUAGUCGUUAUGCGACUGCCUGCGAGGAUUCUGGUUUGAGUCCCAAGGCAUAACAAGAUAAGCACGUUUUGUGACCUGAUCGGUGAGUGCCUCUCUACCAUAACACCGUAUGUGUCCGCUUAUUAACGUUGUUUAUGAAGUAAACGAUGCGGUCUUGAUUCACUGUAAAAUUUGAUGAACCCUGUUUGACACGUUCGGAAUGGUGUAGCAAAGUGCAUGAUUUUCCUCGCACGGAAAGUGUACAGUAUGUACGUUGGAGAUCCUAAACGGAGGUGCAACCACACGUCGGGUUCAAAUUUAUUUGAAGAUUGAAGAGUUUCUCAUAACUGUAUAAUGACCUUUUCUGUAGGUUUAAAAUUUGAAGAAAAGUCAACUUGCUACGAAAUGAGCACAGGGCAUUUUACCUAUGUUUUCUAUCGAAAAUCAAUGAGGGGAAUUCGUGUUGCCUAAGUAGUCCUUUUUAUCAAGUGCAGUUUAUGUGGACGGCCGGAAAGACGUCCAUUUUAAGACCGACAUCCUGGCGUGGCUGGAGUAUUUCCAGAUUAUGCUGCACAACAAUCAAUCUUACAAGCCCACUGAAGCUGUUCUUUCUAUUCAAAAAUGCAUUUUAGAAUUUUGUUUAACAUUUCAUGAGAUAGGCCUGCAAGCAGCACGCAUUCGGCAGUUUUUUUUUGAACAAAUCAAUACUCUUAUUAUGUCCUUGGCCAUAUAAUAUGCCAAAUCAAGGCCCCCUUUUUUAGUUUGAUUCUACGGGUGCUGCAUUUGUCGUUGCGGCCGGGUUGCCCACGCCCACGGAACUCCAUGCGCCUCUGAUCGCAGAGCUGGCCUUUGAUUUGGUCCUUGCUGUAAAGAACAUAAACGCAUCCACUCCACUGCUCGCCGGGGAAGUAUCUAUCCAGAUUGGUAUGUAACAGGAAAAGUUUUUUUUUUCUCUGAAAAAUACCAAGAUGUGGACUGAAUUUAAUACUACUUAAUGUUUCACCUACUGCGAGAAGUCCAGAAAAAACCUCCCAUUUGACGACAAACGGCACUUCCAAACACUCUUGGAGAUGAAAUAAGUAGAUCCUGCUUCCGUUGUCGGAGCCAAGGGAUUUGUAACUGCCUCCAUUAGGUUGUACGGACAUUGUAGAAUGAAAUGGUCAAAGUAGGGCGGAUUUUUGAAGGAAGUUAACAUUCACUUACCUAACGUUAUCCCAAUGUUGAUAUGGUGGCUUGUUGCAGUUCCUAAAACUAUUUCCUUUUCUUUUACCAGGUUGUCACUCAGGUACUGUGCUUGCUGGUGUGAUUGAUACGGGAGUGUCUUCAUAUCAGGCAUACGGGGAAGAUAUAAUUAUUGCGCAGAGUCUGCAACAGGAGAGCGAGGUGAGUGAAGCUGAGUUUUGCCAACAGAAGCGAAGAGACGAGUCCCAGGAAGUAGUCUUGAAGAAGGAGACACAAUCACUGGGACAAGAGAUUUAUUAGCCUGAAGUUUCGGAUUCGUGCUCGAAGCCAUCAUCAGAGACAAAAGCAGAUACGGGUGGUUCAUGCACAAGGGGUUGCAGUAUUUAUAGGAUGCAGUCGCCAUGCUACUGCAUACCUAUGAACAUUCACGGCUCCCCCCUUCAUCCGGGAUCGUCGCACUUGGUUUGCUAGCAAGUACAAUGAUCUUCCGCUUCCAUACUCGGUGCUGAGACUUUGCCUAGGCGGCGUAAUUAGCCACAUGGGGAGCGCACAAGGGAAGACUUUUCCCAACACCAGGGUCGGUGAGUCGGAUGGUCGAGCAAUCAUCACACCAACAUCCAAAACACGUGAGGAAAUUGCAGCAAUUAACGACGCGAAUGUCGGCCAUCACACCAUGUGCAACGAUCCCUGCUGAAGUGGGAGCCGUGAAUAUUCAUAGGCAUGCGGUAGCAUGGCUACAGCAUCCUAUAAAUACUGCAGCCCCUUGUGCAUGAACCACUCGUAUCUGCGUCUGUCUCUGAUGAUGGCUUCGAGCAGGAAUCCGAAACGUCGGGCUACUAAAGCUCUUGUCCCAGCGAUCGUGUUUCCUUCCUCUAAAAUGAAUUUUAUUUAUUUUUGUUAUUGAGUUCCCAGUACAGCCAGUCAUCGAUCUCAUGAAAUGUUAGUUGAAAUUCCGAUUUGAUUGAAAAAAACUUCAGUGAUUUCGCAAUAUCGACUUUUGACCAGCAUAAUCUUAGGAUAAUUCAGUCACCCCAGGAUGCCUGCUUCCAAAUGCACCUCUUUUCACUCACCUAACAAAACCUGAACUCGGUAAAAAUAGCUACUUAAUUAGUGUGUGUUGUCUACUCGUUGAACCGCGAUGCUCUUAAAUACUCAAAUAUAUCUUACGGGUAACAUGGGCAAAGAUUGGCUUUUGUACUCAUUUGGUGGCAUAACACGUUUAUCUAUAGUUUUUUUUUUUUCAAAAAGGAGCAUACGUAGGUUUUAAAAAGUUAUAAUUAGGAGAGUUUCAAAACCCUGGCAUGUCCAUCCCAAAAGCAUCGUAUCUGCCAGUUUGCUUAUGUUCCUUAUGAAGUAUACAAUGUAAUCCACACUCAUUACAAAAUAUUUUUAGUGCUAUAUGAUAUUUUCUUAAUGACAUGGAGGAAGUUAUCAUGAAAAGUAUAGAGUAUCAAGAAUGCAGACCUUAAAGACAGAUUAAAUGGCAGAGCGUUCUGAAAAUUAUCUGACAGUUUGAAAACAUUUUUCAAAACUCAAAAAUGUCAUUGCCUUCAGAGCGAAAUUUUACAAUUACGUGAUUAAGUAACAAAUGCGUACAAAAACCAAUCUCGACCAUUCUUCCUACAGAGUAUAUUUGAAUAUUCAAGAGCAUCGAAAUUCGAUGAGAACCGUACUGCCUAAGAAGACAUGUAGAUGAAGGCAGGUGCAUUCAAAAGUUCGUAUCCAGAAAUGAAUGAAAUAUUAUAAGAUUAUGCUGCAUGAUAAUAAAUGUUACAACCCCACCGAAGCAAUUUAUCCUAGUCGAAAGCGUAUGUCAGAAUUUAAAUUACUAAUUCAGGAGAUCGGCCACUGCUACCUCACCGAGAGAUUGAAAGCAAAGCCCCGGGCUGCGAUAGCCUGCCAUCCCCAUUCCUUUGCUUGCCCUGAAACUACUUUGAUUUAACAUGCACCUUUCAUACGGCGUUCGCCCAUUAAAAUUUCAUCCCUCUAUUCGUCCUGCGCUCGACCAUCUUUUUUCCUUCUUCGGCUUCUUCUCUCAGGGGUUCUCCUUUCCCUCGCUGAUCUCUCUCUCUCUACCACCACUUGUUGCCUUCUUGUCACCGCUGCUGCCCCCUUCACUCCUUAUUGCUUCUCUCCUUCUCUUCCUACUCAUGCUUUCUUUACUCCGCCUUUAAGCCUUAACCUUUCAUUACCCUUUUUGCGACUUGAUUUUUCUUUUUGUCGCGAUUCCCACUGUGCUUUCGACCUUCAUGGCCACUGCCCUAUCUGCGGCUUCAACUUCCUCACUAAUUCAUUUACUCAGUGACUGCUUCUCAGAUCCUUCUUUCUACUUCCCUUCGUGCCAUCCUAAGAAUAUUCUGUCGCGUUUUGAUACUUUUUGUUUUGUUUCGGCAACGGCAGUGUAAGGACCCCAAUUUACUGUCGGCAGACUGUGAAUCCUGUCAUAGGGGAAGGGCGGUAGUGGGAGUUUUACGGGUGGGACAGCAUGCCAGACAGCAAGCUGACGAAUGCAAAAAGCACAAAAAAUUAUUUAUAUUUUUCUGCCGAAAGUCUUAUCGUGCGCUUUCGUAUGGCAGCAGAUGUGAGCGCGUUAAUUAACAAAUUUUCAAAAAAUCACGAAGUUUGACUAAUGGUUUGAGGCCAUGGGAAGCAGUUGUUGUUGGCAGUGUAAUGUCUGCUACGACUUGCAAAUGGAUGCCAAAAUAAAACCCCAAAUGACAUGAUCCACAGUCCACCGAUGGUUAAGUGAGGUCUUUCUUCCCACCAUUGCCCUUUCUCCCUCUUAGGUUUUGACGUAUUUUUCUUUCGAUUCGACGAAUUCCUCUGCUCUUUUUAGUCGUCUGUCGCCAUUCUGUGGCUAUCUUAGUUUCGCGAUACUAACCAUUAGUCAGCCGAGAAAUGGUCUAAAAAAUUUUCUUCAUGAGUUUUGACGGCAAGGAUAGGCAUUUACCAUGUUUACUGAAGACUCUUUUUAGCGCCUACAGUUUUGCUGUUGUUUCCAGAACCAGAACGCACUCAAAAAGGGCCAAUUUCUGCUCGAAGCCGAGAAGCCUUAUCAUGAAAAUUCAAACCAUAUGAAUUUUUGACGAAUCCUGCCCCUGUGGUUUGCGGAGGGAAUUUCCUACGAGGAGUUUGUGAGCCCUAAUGAAAAAUAGUUUAGAUGAUAGUGACAUGUGUAUGGUUGAGGCAGCGCGCGUACUAAACUCCACAUAAUAUAACUUUCUUACUUUAUCAUUUGUUGCCACAGAGGCAGAUACGAUUCACUCAAAAGCCAGUGGCCUGGACGAUGUACUAAGCUCCCUCUAAACGAUCUUUAUGCGUAGCUUAAAUUAGGCGUAGGCUCGCACGCCUAACGGACGAGUGGCCUUACCCAUGAGUUUAAAAGUUAAAAUCUGUUGUGACAACAACUGAUACGAUAACGAAGCAUGGUACCUUUACUGGUUUCUUCGGCCCUAAAAGGCACAUCUAUCUCUCACUUUUUCCGCAGCCACAGCGAAUCCUAGUCAGUGAGGCAACACAGGCGAAACUGGCGGAGUUUGAGGUUUACGAACUGAAACCCCGUCGAGAAGAUGGCCCGGUAAGAUGGAUACUUGCAAACAUACUUGUGCCCAGUUUUUUUGCCUUAACCCCCGUUUGCUUUUGUAAACCUGAGUCACACAUUCGCCCACGACCGAAAUCGACCAGUUCCAAAACUUCUGACGGGGGUUCGAAUGCCAGAUAUCCCCGGCAUAUAUAUAUAUAUAUGUAUUGAAACGUAGGCAUCCCAAGAAAUAUAAGUUGAAGUUAAAGGCGUUCUUUAGGAAAAUGAACUUUAUUGCGUAAAUUUUCGACGGCGGUUCCCCAGGUCGUCGUCAGACGCAGACUGAGAGUAAAUGUGCCGACAACAGUUAACAUCUGGCCCAUUUACUCUCAGUCUGCGUCUGACGACAACCUGGGGAACUGGCGUCGAAAAUUUACGCAAUAAAGUUCAUUUUCCCAAAGAAUGCCUUUAACUUCAACAUAUAUAUAUGUAUAGGCAGAAUGGUAUUACCGACAAAGACAAAGGAGACUGGAAUGGCCAUUUCUGGCUUAUUAGCCGUCGUCAGCCAGCCAUAGCCAAGCCCGAAGUGUGGAACACCCGAGCCUCGAACUCGCGACCUGUUGGUUUAGAAGUUCACGCCUCUGCCCACCGGGCCACGAGCCCGUUGCCCUGUCGGUUUUCGAUCGGGAAUAUACAAUGGGAGGGGGCGCUCACCGAUCGUUCUUACGGAACUCACUCGUUCCGUUGUGCCUUAAGGGCUCUCUCUCGAGCACAACCAGCAGCCGCACAGCGGCGCAUGAUAUAGGCAGAAUGAUAUUACCGACAAAGACAAGGGAGACUGAAAUGGCCAUUUCUGGCUUAUUAGCGGCCAUCAGCCAGUCAUACUCAACCCAAAGUGCGGAUAACCUGAGAUUCGAAUCUGGGAUCUUUGGUCAUGGAGUUUGACACUCUACCAUUGAGCCACGGUCCCGUUGUCCUGCCGGUUAUGAUCGGGAAUGUCAGUUUUGACAGUGGACGCUCACCGAUCAGGUUACGGAACAUGCUCGUUCCGCUUUGCCAUUCCGGUCUCCCUUGUCUUUGUCGGCUCCAUCUCAUCUAUGUCUACUACUAGUCGCUGUGCGACUGCCUGCGAGGGUUCUUGUAUGAACCUUAAAGGCACAAUGGAACGACCAUGUUGCGUAACCUGAUCGGUGAGCUGCCAUUGUCAUAUAUAUAUAUGUCUAUGCAGUAUGUUAUUACUGAGAGAGAGCCGGUAAGGCACAACGGAACGAGUGAGUUUUGUAAGUACGAUCGGUGAGCGCCCCCACCAUUAUGUAUAUAAAUAUAAAUAUGAAGAGAGAGGGGCUUGUCAGAAAAAGUCAUGUAUAUAUAUAUAUAUAACGUUAAUAUUUUAUGUUCUUAUAUCAAUGCAUUUUUAUUCCUGUUGAUAGAUCAAAGGCAAGACGAAAACUUUCUGGCUGGAGGCUCGACUUGCAGCUUCACAUUCAAAAGCGGUUGCAAAGUUCGACAAAAAGCUUUCCAAGGAGAGGAAGAGAUUGGCAGAUCAAUAGGUUCCUUUAGCUCCAUUGCAAUGGUUUAGCCUGCGGACAUGUCUCAUUGAUUUAGAAACUCACUUUUACAUGUGCUUUUGACACUCUUCUCUUUUCUUGACCUUUGCUCCAAUCUUUCACUCCCUUCGUCCACAUUCGCCAUCAGAUAUUAGCCUGCACGCUUUUAAGCUUCCACUCCGCGUUCGCACUCGAGCCAGCAUUAAAAAGUGCACCUUAAGUACUGGUCUUUCUUUACCAAUUAUUCAAGCGCAAACAGAUUGGGUUUUGGGCCACGUCAUGAAGCUGAGCUUUCUUAUUUUUGCAAAUAGACGGUCGUCCGGGUUGCUUCAAUGGGCAGCACACGCAGGCUUACCCUGUACUACAGUCAUUGACCGAUCCCAUGAUAUGUUAACCAAAAUUUUGAAAUACCUUUUCGACUAGGAAGGAUUAGUUAAGUAGGGUUUCAGUACUGGCUAUAGUGCUACGUAAUCCGCGAUAUUCCAGACGCAUCAAGGUGUUGGCUUUUGAAUCCACUUCUUUUCGGCUGCUGUAGGAAGUGCAAGCGGUAAAAAAGAUCGCUUAACUAAUGUUCAUUUUCUUCGAUCUCCUUGUAAAUCCAAAUAUGUUUCCCCACGUAGUAUACUAUCAGGACUGGUAUUUUUGGUUCUGAAAAGUUUUUAGUAAUGAGAAUGUUUAAUGCCGUGCAAUGUCCAUUCGGAUAGCCUCGUACCUUUCCGCUAAAUGAUACUCCCCUUUAAGUAUACAAGAUAGUCCGCAUCAGUUGCAACAUUUUAUGAGCCCCAUAUGGUAUAUUCCGAGUAGUAUAAAACAAGGUACGUGUUUCUGUAUGGGGAAAGUACACAGCUUGUAGACUCAAAACCCUAGACAAAAAUGCAACGGAAUAUUGACUUAAAAAUCAUGCGAAAACAGAAGAAAGUUUUAAAAACCGAAAGGUACCAUUUCUUCGAAUAAAAAAUAAAGAAGAGUUGUGAAAAUUCCCAUAGCAGUAAUCAGAAGACGAGGUGGCGAGCAUACGUAGCUUUUGACAAAUUCUUGUCAGGCCAGUACACUUAUAUGGGAACGGGGUAGAAGUAAAACAUGCCAGCGACAAGAGAACUCGAUAAAAGUUCGCCUUAAAACACAGGCGGCGUGUGGGAAUGUGGGGGAAGGGGGGGUUUAUAGGGUUCAGUGUCAGGGGCGGGGUGAGAGCGGAAGGGCGCGGAAUGUUGCUGCGUUAGUCCACCUUCGAACACUGUAGGCGCGGAGCCUGAACGUGGUUCUUCUGUGCGCAUAAGAUUGGCUUUCGUGACCUAAUGGCGGCCGGUUCCGCUGUCGCUAACAGGCGCUGGCCUAGUAGCUUAGGGUAGCUCGAUGGGACCUUAUAAAUUACACAGAAAGCCUUGUUGGGGUCCACACGAUGUCCGGAAUCGACAACAUGCGCGAGAAUGGCGCUGCUUAUGCUCCUCGUUUCGCCUUUUCCCAGCCAUGCCGGGAGGUGUUCCCGUAUUCUCUUGGAUAAACGCCGACUCGUGCGACCAAUAUAACCUGCUCCACAGGAACAACUGAAGGAAUAAAUGCACAUUGAGGUGGUCUGCGAUGGCAACCUAUCCUUACCUUCUCCGCGUAAAAUAGGGUUAGUUGAGAAUGAUAUUUGAACCCUUGCUGCUGGGGAGGUUCGCGAGACAGUUCGAUCAAGGUGUCUCCUUAGGAGUUCACUCGCAAUAUCCCCUUGAAAAUGGAGGCUGAGGAACAUAGUUUUCUUUUCGGCGGUCGUUGUGGUGGGUCUUACCGGUUUCGUACGCCUCCAACAUAAACGAAAUCUAGUCCGGUGUUUGGCACAAAGAGUUAAAAUACUUUGGGUCAGAUGUGGUUAUGUGGCCUCACCUGAAGUAAGCAAACCCCAGCCACCUUUAAUAUGGGGCCGGUGGUAAUAGGAGUUUUUACGGGUGGGGCCAGGGAACGCACAGGCGACGAGGUCAAGUAGUUGUAUGCAAAAGAAAAGCUAUUAGGAAAACGCGGUUGUCCUUCGGGUGGUUGAGAAAUAGUUGCCCUAACCCCUGACCCUAAUCCCUAACCCUAACCUCUGACGCCUACCCUUAACCCUAACCCCUGACCCUUACACUUAACUCUAACCCCUAGCCCCAACUCCAACAGUAUUGUGUUCAUCAGGUGAAGCUACGUAACCACAUCUUACGAAAAUUUGUUCAACAGGUAGCAUCGAGGAAGAGCCUAAAAUAUCCAGGACUUGCUUCGGGAAAUCAAGUAUCCCGACAGGUGUAUUGCAAAGGAAAUUGCCGAACGACCGGUAAUCGACUUCUCUAAUGACGGACAUGUUUUUGCUUCCGCCCUGUUCCCAUAUAGUUGUGCUGGCCCGAGAGGAAUUUAUCGGAAGCUACGUAUGCUCGCCACCUCAUCCUCUGAUUAUUGCUAUGGGAAUUUUUGUAUCUCUUCGUCUUUACUUGAAGGAGAUCGUGUUUUUGUCGAGGAGCAGGGUUUUAAGCAUAUCAAAAGAAGGAAGCCACUGAUUGGAAGAGUUGUACUUGUGUUUUGACCUCCAGACAGUGAGCUCUGCCACCCGUUCUUAGAGGGAGGAGUGUCCUGUGCAAGGGCGUGCGGAUUGCACAAGCGUUGAUUCCGAAGUGUAGGUCAUCAUUGGCGACCGCUGGUGCUAACUUAAGCCCUGUUUUUCCAUGAUCACUAUCGUUGCCAUACUCGUUGACCGCGACAGCAAGUGGUGGUCGGUUGAAUGGGUCCUUGAAGACAGGUCGUUGGAUCAACUACCUGAAACAUCAGAGUUGGCGAACGCCUCUCAUACUUUUUGCAUCGUUUCAGGAAAAAAGCACACUUUAGCACUUACUGCAAGCGUGCUGGCAGGGCUGUCCGCAUAUUACUGGAGCUGGAUUUCAAUCGGUUUUGUCUGAUUUUUUGAACGCAUUACUUGAUCAUCAUCACGUUUAGCAGACGCAGUGAUGCGUGUACUGAAACAAUGGUUUCUUGCAAAGCAUCAUCAUUUGGAAAAUACGAACCAGACUAAAGGAGACGCCUCCUGCAGGUGAAAUCAUGAAAAGGAGAGAAUACGAUGACGUCUCAGUUUAAAAAUACCUCACUGCGAAGAUACCACCACCUUCAAGCCUCCUACUAACAUGUCCGAGCGACAGAAUCGUUAUCCGGAGAUGUCAUUCUGACAGGGCCUAUAAGUUUGAGCCGGCCAUGGAGGUGAGAUAAACGAUUGUGAACGACUCCUUCCGCAAGCUUGCUCACAACCGUAGUUAAGCCGUCCGAAUCGUGGUUCCCAGGCAGUCAUUUAGAUAAUUUCUUAGCGAAUGAGUUGGCAAGGUCUUAUCUCCAGGAAAUUUGGAAGCUGGCUCCUCUAUGGCUGACGAUGAACAUACCACCUUGGGGCUGACCCAGCCACAGAGAACUUUUACAGGAGGGUUAGGUGAAGGCAACUCUGUCCUAGGAUCAGUUCGACUGCAUGGGGGUAACCACACUCAACUCCCGUUGGUCCAUGUUAUGUCCCGACAGGUGGAUGAGAGAGGGAGGAGGGAUCCGGAAACUAAGCCGGGUAAGAUGUGGUUGUGUAUCCCACUUGAUGCACACAAUACUGUUGGGGUUAGGGUUUAGGGUCAGGGGUUAGAGUUAGGGGUUAGAGCAACUAUUUCUCAACCACCCAAAGUACGACCGCGAAUUUCCAAUAGCUUUUCUUUUGAAUACAACUACCUGACCUCGUCGACUGUGCGUUACCUGGCCCCUACCUGUAAAAACCCCGAUUACCACCGGUCACGUAUUACAGGUGACUCUGGUUAGUUUGCGUCAGGUGGGACUACAUAACCACAUCUGACCUCUGUCCGGUCAAACGCGCGAAAACACACCGUAUUUAUUCUACUUCCAGCGAUUCCACAAGUGUCUGGUUGGGAGUUCGUAAAUUGACUAUUUUUUACACGACAACCUACUCAAGGAAAAAUCGCGUAGGUUCGUGUGGUAAAUUGCUGGGCUGCACGCGUGAACGAGGGUACCACGCCUCCCCGCUGAUCCGGCACGCGCUGAUUGGCUAGUUUAUUUCACAUGUACAUUUCGUGACUGGCUUGGCCCGGUGUGCCAGGCAUGAUCGCAUUUUAUUUUCGCUCUAGAUCGUAAUUCCAUUCUAUUUUCAUCCUCCAUGACAGUCCAGUUGUUAGAUUUUGCCGACAGCAUACGUCCUCGGACGUCUGCAAGGAAAGAUGGAGUCUGAUGCUGUGACCGGUGACGCGGGCCUUUUAAGGCAAAAGUUACGUGUCAGCUGUUCUUCCGAUGCUUUCACAUACACUCUUGGCGUCCUUUUGUCUGAGCUCUGCCCGGGAUAAGUAACUUGUUCUUCUAACGGACCAGACUUCAUCCAAUUAGGGCGCGAACUCCACUCAUCUUUUUCGAUAUAUAAGAGAGUUACCGAACGAUGCCUGUUUACCGUUUAGCUACCAGAGUUUUCCCUUCUUUGAAAGACGCCUCUUAGUUUUGCACAUUAUUUAUGGGAAUGGCGAGGCAUUUUAGUUGUGUGUAUACAUCCACGACGUCUAUGGUUCGCGUGAUUACACUCCAAAUAGCUUCUGCACCAGACCUCUCCUUCAAAUUUAUAUUCGGAAAACCAUAUUUGCUAGAAUAUUAAUGUUUGCGUGUCAAUACAAUUUGGCAUUUUUUUUACCGAGGGGGCCUGAGGGGUUUGACUUGACAAUACAUGGCCUUAUAGGGUCGUUUCAGUACCGAAGGCUCCACAAAAAUAAUAGCAACAAGUAACAAGUGCACCGAGUCGACACAGGACUCAGAAAAAAUCGGGCGAAGUCAUGUCAGGAAGAUUACUGGUUGGGUUCAAGAUUUUACUCUUCACAAAGUCAGCCAUUUGGUGAUUUUCUUGCUGCUCACGGGAGGGUUAGUUUUUGCUGACCACCUUGGUGGCUUCCUGCGUUCCGUUGUUCUGCAUCACUCUGUCUUGCCGUUGGGUCAAUGUCCCCACUUUAUUCUUAUGGGGUUCGCCAACGUCAUUCGUCCUCGGAUUUCUAUUGGCUAUUUCGCUGCCUUGAUCUCUGAACUUGGUGUCUUAUUGUGUAGGCGCUAUGUUUAGCUUCCUGCGGUUCUUUGGUGUUAAAUUUCGUUAGUAUUCAAUUUCCGGGGUCGCCUUCAAGGUCACACACGGAUUUAUUUGAACCUAUUCACGAAAUCAGAGCACUUUCCCAAAACGUCAUCCUUUUCACCGCUUUCUUUCCCAUCCAUUAGACCGGUCACGUAAGACACGGUGACCUAUCGUCCGCAUUCUGGAUGGGGUCGCAUAUUGUGUCGUUGCCCAGUCUAGCUCCUGAAGUUGAUUAGGUGUCUUUCCAAGUGCUUGUGUCCACUUCGUGCUAGAGACACAGGCAGCUGUACUAAGCAACUAAUCAGCCUGGAAUCAGUCAGCAUUUUGGCCCGAUUGUUCAAAUUAGCUAUAUUAUCGCCGGAAACAUGCUCCAGGGAGACGUUAGGGAAGUAGCGAAAAUGUGCAUAUGUUAGUUUCUCAUAAAACUUGCUCCGCCAUCACCACAAUGAUGUUGGAGUUGCCAGAAUGCGCAAGCCACUGGCGGGGCUGAUAAAGAGCCUGUUGAUGGUUUCCUCGUAGACUGCAGAUGAGCGGUUGAGGACGCACGGUCCCACGGUUCGGAAUCUGCGAUUCCUCCACCAGUAGGGUUGCUUUAAUUGAGCAGAUGAGCUGUGUAGUCCCGGUUCUAUGAGGACCAUAGACUGCGCAGAUGGACGCAAAGAAGUUUGAUAUUUUACAAUAGUCUGCGUAUCCAUGGGUUCCAUCCGAUAUGUUAACCAACGAAUUGCUUUGUAUUUCCCUCAGGCUUUGUCGGAGUUGACGACGGUAGUGAAAGGUUACGACUGUUUCAAGGAUAAGGCCUUUGAAAUGUUGGGCCCCUGGAGUCGUUGCAUUUCGUUACUGGUGUUGCCAUUGGACUCGUCCUGACCUUUUUGAAGUGAAGACCAGGCACCCAUUCUCAGGUAUCGUGGGGGUUGUAUCUACUCAGACACUGAACUCGCUGAGGAGAAUCAGUUUGCUCACUUCCAACACAGACGCAAAGAGGGUGCGCAGCUCCUCACAGGCCUGACGAUGGCGAAGGUGGCUUCAACAUCGCCCCACUUUCUCUAGUAACGGUUGCUCAAGAAGGUGUAACCCACAUCAGCCUCGUUCAGCCGUCCAGGUUCUGAGAAACAGGCCUUGUUUCGUACGGCGAUGUCCGUGCUGAAGUGAGCCAGUUUUCACAUGACCAAAGCGGUCCGCCCAUCUAGUCGCCCAUUCACUGACCAAUCUACAAUAGAAAGGAAAUUCCAGUUUUGUAAGUUUGUUAACUCCGGGGAGAGGGGACUGUGCAGGGAAUGGGGACGAGGCUUCUUCCUUUGAUUAUUAUUUCAAUCAUUUUGUAGCAGCCGCUCAAGUCCCCCGUUUCUCCGUCUCCCUUUUGUCGGUCGAUGGCCGCGACAAUUGUUGCCACCGAUAAAACACCGUAGAACACGGUGACCUAUCGUCCGCAUUCUGGAUGGGAUCGCAUAUUGUGUCGUUGCCCAGUCGAGCCCCUGAAGUUGGUUAAAUGUCUUUUCUAGGGCUUGUGUCCACUUCGUGCUAGAGACACAGUCAGCUGUACUAACUAAUUAAUCAGUCUAGAAUCAGUCAGCAUUUUGGCCCGAUUGUUCUGGUUAGCUAGAUUAUCGCCGGGAACAUCCUCCAGGGAGAUUUCAGAGGAGUAGCGAAGAUGUGCAUUUGUUAGUUUCUCAUAAAACGUGCUCCGCCAUCAUCACAGUGAUGCUGAAGUUGCACGAACAACGGAAGUUCGACCAGAAAAUGUGCAAGCCACUGGCGUGGCUGAUAUAGAGCAAAAUUACGUCAAACGAGAGACUGCAUACCAUGGACUCGUUGACACAAAUCCGGCUAUCCAGUUCUGCCGAAUCCUUGGCAGCUUUGCCAUAAAAUCCGGAACACCCUCAGUGCCAGAGUAGAAUGGUAGUAUUUAAAAUACUUCCUGCAGCACAGUUUCGCAUAUCGUUUUUUAUCUGCCCAUGCGGACGGAAUGCCGAUGAAAAUGUUAAGACGGCGUUCUAUGCCCUCCUUGAUGACGAAGUUGCGUCAACGUAAACUCCAGAGGAAAAAAUACAAAGGAAGGCAUUUGCGAAUAGCCUUUCAAUGAUGUUAUGAAACACUGGAAAACUGUUUUGGAAUAUGCACUCAGAAUGUAGACAGUUGAAAAGCCGUCAUAUAUGAAGUCAAACUACUUAUUAGACGAUAAUUAGAUGUUAACUUCACUAAAACAAUGUAUGAGAAUACAUUCUAUACAUCUAAAAACGAACUUUAAUUAAUUAGAGCCAUUUUUGACGUUUCCGGGAUAUUGCGCUUUUCAAAACAAAUCGGAUUUGCUAAAUAACGCAACACUGCCCUUAUGUUUCUUUAAUGUUUUUAAUUAUUUUAAACUUGUACUUAAUUAACAUAGACAUUGGACUCAUGAAAUGGUGUGGGUUUGCGAGUGACUGGCAAUCAUUCGUACAUUUCAACACAUUUCAUCAGUUAGGUCACUAACUGUACGUUACUGCUGAAAUAUGAAAGUUAUCGUACAAUAGGUGUUAUGCUGUGUGGCGAAAAUGUGGGCGUGUAAAUAUUCACGAUCUGAAGGCAACUGAAGAGGUCACUGGGGCGGCGUAAUAAGCCUGAUGCAAUAUUGAAUCUGGCUGACGGUUAGUAUGAAUAAAAUCUAGUAAAAGUCCUCUCGUUUGGCACCACUUCCGAACUCAUCCUUCGAGUCGCAGUCCACGCCGGAUAACAAGACAUCGUAGGAAAAGUAGUUCAGAUUUGAUUACUUUUUGUACCCUACUUUUUGUAAUAAAAUCCCCUAAACAGGACUGUUGACAAGACUUCCGCGUAAAGUAAACUCAGUGGUGGGGGGGGGGGGCGAAGAGUUAGUGAGCUAAUGGCUCUCGAAUGCUUACACGCUGAGGGGGUUGUUACUGUCGUAUAGCGCCGCAUCGCGACUUUUCGCUGUUGUUUCCAUACCGAAGUCAGUUAUUAAUUGGCCAUACUUAUCGCGACUUUUGCACGACGAAUUGCUGUCGGCUCGAUGUGGAAUUGCUGCUGGGGGGUGUACUUGUUUACACGAACUUCAAAACUCUGCGUACGGAUAAAAAACCCGCAGUUACUGCAUCGAAAGUGAGGCUGUCGGAGCCAACAGCUGAGGCGUGCAGUGGCUGAAUAUCGGCGAAACACUUGUCUGAGUUUUAAGUAGUACCUGCGCUGUUAGUAUGGCAGCAGCUUACCUACAUUACUGGCGGCCUGUCGUCUCUUUACGAGCAGUACGCGAUUAUCCCACAGGAACUGAUGGAUUUGGACUCAGUCAUUCAUACCAACGUCCGGACAGUGUCCAUAAGGUUUCAUUGAGAUUGAUUAAAUCCAUAUUAGCGCAAUAGUUUCUAAAGGAGGUAAAAAAGCUAGGGAUUUCAAAACUAGAGCGGGUACCAAAAAGUGCACGGGGAACGCUGGGAGACCCACUGAUGCGCCCUCCCCCCUCUCAGCCGUCAUACAGUAGCAGAAUAUCGAUUAAAAAAGUGUCCGGACAUUUAGCUAGUGCUCACGCUGUCACCAUGGUAACAUCAUACAACAACAUGUAAUCUAAUACAGUAAGUGGGUUAACUCAUGAAGUGCCAACCGAAAUUCCGAAAUGCGUUUUCGUUUCGGAAAUAUUAAUUAAGUAGGGUUGUAGAAUUAAUCAUCUUGCAAUGCAAUUCUACAAUAUUUCAGUUACCUCAGGAUUUUGACUUUUGAGCGAACUUCCAUUCGGUCGCAUGCACAAACUGUACUCUGUAAACAAUGACUCUUUGAGUAGCAUGGAUUCUCCCAUUCAUUUUCGGUGCCCUUGAAAAUUCAAUAAUAUGUCAUGGAGAGCAUGCAUAAAGACAUUUAUUCUUUUGCUCUUUCGGUAGAAAAUGACGUUUUCUUCCAAAUAUGUACUCAAAGGAAGGGUAUGAUUCGGUUUUUAAAACGUUUCCUAUUCUCGAAUAAUUUGAACCCGACCUGCCGUUACGUCUGCAUUCAGGGUUUCCAAACUACAAGCCGUAUCUUUUCUGUGUACAGAAAGCCAUACAUUUAUCUCGAUAUUAAAAGGAGAUUAUAUGGAGUUCAUAAAAUUUAGCAGUGUACUUGAGGCAUGUUGUUAUCUUUGCAAGGCACAUUGUUCAAUACAGAGACAUGACAUUUUAUGAACAGCCAUUUCGCAGCAUUAAAAAAUCUCAUAAGUAGAAACUUUUUAAAACCGAACUAUGCUCUUCCUUCGAGUAAAAAAUGGAAGAAAACGGAAUUUUAUACUGAAUGAACGCAAGAAUAAAUAUCUUUAUGCAUGUUUGCCACGAAAUAUAAUCUAAUUUUCAGGGCAUCGAAAAGCAAUGAGAAAAACGCAUGCAACGUAAGUAGUCAUUUUUUACAGAGUAUACUUUUUGCAUGCGGCCGGAAAGAAGUUCGUUCGAAAGCCGAAAUCCUGAGGCAACAGAAAUAUUAUAAAAUUUUGUUGCAGGCUGACUAGUUUUACAACCCUACUUUAUUAAUCUUUUCGAAGCUAAAACGCAUUUCGGAAUUCCGGUUGAUAUUUCAUGUGUUAAUCCACCCACUGUACAUCUCUGGAGUACACACGAAUCUACCCUCCAAUGAACGGAAACAAUAUCACCCGGUCAUUGACGCCAGCCAACUGAGGAGGAAUAAAUGACGGCGUGGAUAGGAAUCGUGUUAAGAGUUAUGCUUAUGCGGAAUUUCCUUCUGCGCCAAAACAGAACACCUUUUUAUGCAUAUAAGUCAGACUGCUUUCAGCUGCCGAUAUCUUUGCACGCAAAAACCACCGCUCUUCAGAGAGAGCGCUAACUGACACAAUAUCUAGUGAGAAAAUAUGUUUGUCAAGACAAAAAAGUACUGCAAGAAGGCGAAACUCAGAGGAUUGAAACCGCCCGCCAAAACGCCGUAGUUCGACAAACCCUGAUUCCGAAGCAACCUUUAGGUCUUCAUAUGGACAAAAGGUAAUGUCAGUCGCAGUUUCUAGGUGCUGUUCGUUUUUGUUUUGUUUGGAUGCAAAAACAAGGGCAGGUAUGUUAGCUGCAGAGCCACACAGCGGGCCUGCAUGCCAACCCUAGAGGCCUCUCGGGUGUACUGCCAGUUUACUUGCUAGUUAAGGGGUCCCCGACGUUGCGCCGUAUUCCGCUCUCAGUAGGACAUGACUGUUAUACAGUAGGUGGACUAACUCAUAAAAUGUCAGCAGAAAUUCCGAAAUGUGUAUUUGUUUCGAAAAGAUUUAUUAAAUACGGUUUUAACACUAAUCAGCCUGUAGUAUAAUUCUAUAAUAAUUCAGUUACCUCAAGAUUCCGGCUUUCAAAAGAACUUCUUUCCGGUUGCAUACAAAAACUACACUCUGAAAAAAAUGACUACUUAUUUAUCCAUAUUGACCCAACUGUGAAAAACUCGGCGCCUCGGUGGGAUUCGAACCCACGCAGUAAGGGGAAGGCUUUAGCGCUAAAGGCUUCGCUAAAGCCUUCCCCUUACUGCGUGGGUUCGAAUCCCACCGAGGCGCCGAGUUUUUCACAGUUGGAUCAAUAUGAAUUAUUCAAAAUCUGCCAAAAUGUCAAUACUUAUUUAUGAUCCAUUUUUCUCAUUGAUUCUCGAUGCCACUAAGGGUUCAAUUAUAUUUCACGGAAACAUGCAUAAAAUCAUUUCUUCUUCCGCGCAUUCGGUAGAAAACUACGUCUUCUUUCAAUCUCACACUCGAAGGUAGGGUAUUAUUCGGUUUUCUAAAACUUUACUAAUUCCUGAAUAAUUUUGAAAUUGACCUGCCGUUACACUUGCAUUCAGGGUUUCCAAACUACAAGCCAUGUAGUUUCUGCGUGUGGAAAACCACAUAUUUCUCUACGAUAUUGAGAGGAUACCAUAUCGGGUCCAAAAAAUUAAGCAUUGGAUUUGAUCUUUAUUGUUAACUUUACAAGCACACUGACAAAUCCAGAAACAUGAAGUUUCAUGAACGGCCAUCUCAGGAUAUUUAAAAGUCUCACAAUUAGAAACUUCUUUCAAACCGAAUUAUGUCCCUCCUUCGAGUAUUAAAUUGGAAGAAGACGUCAUUUUCUACCGAAUGAGUGACAGAAUGAAUAAUUUUAUUCAUGUUUUCCAUGGAAUCUAAUUGAACUUUUAGAGACAUCGAAAAUCAAUGAUAAAAAUACAUGCCAAAUAAGUAGUCAUUUUUUCUACAGAGUAUAAUUUUUGUGUGCAGCCGGAAGGAAGUUCGUUCGAAAGCCAGCAUCCUGAGCUAACUGAAUUAUUAUAGAAUUAUACUGCAGACUGAUUAGUUUCACAACCCUACUUAACUAAUCCCUUCGACAGGAAAACGCAUUUCGGUCGACAUUUCAUGAGUUAGCCCACCAACUGUAAGUAGCCACUAUAUUAUGGCUGGCCUUGUGGCCAGCUCGAGGGCAUUAGUGUUAGGGCUAGAAUGAGAAGGAUUAUUGCUAACGCUAGUUAUAAAAGAGGCAUGUGUUCCUCCCUGGAAUUUGGCGCAAGGCUACCUGUAGUACGGGGGCACGUAUGCCGUGUAUAUCCCCGCGCUCUCAACCUCUCUCUCAGGGGCAGUUUAAUGUCCAAAGUAUGCACGCUCCGAUAAGGAACCGGUGUGCCCUGGGUUUUUUUUGAAGUCGAUUUGUAGGCUGUACUGACUGAAAUCUUCGAAAAAAUAAUCGGCAUGCUGUUGUUCAACCAAGAGAUCUGGUUUUCCUGGCGCCGGGUUGAAAACGCAUAUCGACCGCAGUGGCCGCUGAAAAACAAAUCAUUAUGACACCCGUUUGUGACAAACGGCGAUGAAAGCGCUGAACACUCGUCACUUUUGACAUUUGUGCACUUUCCACUAAAAAGGAUUCGCGCACUUUAUUGUUGUGCAACGGCAGUUGAUCGUGCUGUUAGCUCGGUUUGUGGAAGUCAGAGAACAGCUCUAUCGAUUGUUUAAGGGACCGAUAAUGCCACCUGACUGUCGCUGUUGAAAUUGUUUAUGGUGUCACCUACGUGUAUGGUUUCGGAUAGGUGUUGGCGUUUAUCAGUUUGUCACCAGGUCUAGGCUCAGGCCUCAGAGUAUGGACUUCGAGAGGUCGGUGUCUCGAAGCUGUUCCUAGAGAAAGUUGCCCAUUCUGUAAGUUUUGCAAUUUUAGACAAUCCACAAUGCAAAUAUACAUACAGUGCAUGACCGAUCUCAUGUUGGCUGAAAUUCUGAAAUGCGUUUUCGAUUAGGAGGGAUUACUUGAGUGGGAUUAUAAUAUUGCUCAUCAUGUGACAUAAUCCUAUAGUAUUUCGGACUCGCCAGGAUUUCGGCUUUUGAAUGCACUUCUUUUCGACCUCAUAUGGAGACUGUACGCGGUAAACAAUGACUGCUUAAGUGGCAUGCAUUUUUCGCACUGAUUUUUGAUGGUCUUAUAAAUGCAAAUAUAUUUUAUAGAAUAAUGAACAUAAUAUGCUUCCGUUUAUUCUUUUGGUAGAAAAUUACCUUAUGUUUACGUUUUAUACUAAAGGAAAUGGUGUCUUUCGAUUUUAAAAAGUUUCUAAUUACAAAACGUUUAAGACCGUGAAAUGUCCAUACGUACAGCACCUCACAUGCCCGUUUACCAGCGCCCCUCAUGAAACAUGCAACAUAGUCAGCAUCCAUUACAAAAUUUCAAUGAACUUCACAUUUUAUCUACUUAAAGGCACAUAGAAAUAUAUGAUUUUUCUUACGCGGAUAGCAUUUACCUCGUAGAAUGGAAUUGCUAAAUGCUAAUGCAACGGUUGAUCUGGCUCAAAAUAAUUCGCUAAUUCGUAUACUUUUUUAAACCUGAAUAUACGAUUUCUUCGAGUAUAAGACGUGAAGAUAAUGUGAUUUUCUACCAAAAGAAUAAACGAAAGCGUAUUUUGUGCAUUUUUCUAUAAAGUAUAUUUGCAUUUAUAGGACUAUCGAAAAUCAAUGCGAAAAAUGCAUGCCACAUAAGUAGCCAUUUUUUAUCGAGCGUGGUUUCUGCAGAAGGUAGAAAAGAAGUGCAUUCUAAAUCCAACGUCCUGACGAGUCCGAAAUACUAUAGGAUUAUGUUUCACGAUAAAAAAAAUAUUACAAUCCUAUCUAAGUAAUCCUUCCUAAUCAAAAACACAUUUCAGAAUUUCGGUCAACAUUGCAUGAGAUCGGUCACGCACUGUGUAUGUGUCGGCCAUUCGUCCACCGACAGGGAAUGCGGGCAGAUUGAUACAAAACUGUUUCGGGAUUGUUUGCCUAUAUUCGCCUAGUCAUAACCCUUACCACCAGCUGGGACUGGAAACACAAACAUGCGCACAGACGCACCUGGCGCAGUUGGUCCACCGCUGGGGUCUACCAGAUGGGUCAUAAGCAUUGCAUCGAAUCGAAGUUCAUCAGCGCCUCGCCACCUGUCACUCUCUGUCGCUGCACAAACAGGCAAACAACUACCAGGCCGAAGUCGACCACUUCAUAAUAGCAGCGAUGAAGCCCGACAGAAAAUGAAGUUAGAUUCAUACAGUACUGCUUCGGGCUCAUUUUACCUUCAUCCAGUCAAUCAUAACCUUGACCAGAAGCUGGGAAGGGGAACUUAAACAGGUGCUGAUGGACUUCGGUCCGAUUGAGUGCCUAUGAUCCAUCUGUUAGACUCCCUCUGUGGGCCAACGGCGCCAUACGCAACUGCAGGUAUGAAUCACGCAAAACUUGGGUCCUGGGUUUUUGCUUAUUUAUUAUAACGCCCUAUAAUUGAACACGGGGCCUGUCGUCCCAUCGGCUGCGAGUGGAGCCACUAAUUGUGAUACUGUGAAAGCCAAACUGUCAUGCCAUAUACACAGAUAUUUUAUUAACUAAGCCCUCCUCAUCCAACCAUACCCAGCAUCAGACACUGGUAAUUGAGCGACGGGUCCGUUGUCUUUUCGUGCUGCUCGAGAAAACUGACUGUGGUUGAAUUUCCUACACCUUCUGGGAUGCAAAAUGCACUCGUGUUGUUGUUUCUUGGGCCUCUUUCUGGUGCUGAUAACGGAAGAUAAGCCAGAAAUUGUUACCCCAGCCUCUCUUUUCUUUGUUAGCUAUCCUCCAUCCACCCAGUGUUAUCUGAUUCUCACAAGGUUUCCUAGUUGCUCCAAUGUACUUGUUUGCCUUUCGUUUUCGAUUCCGUGUGUCGUGAAUUACUUAUUUCUUCCAGAAGAGUAGUUAAACCCUUUUGCGCCAUUUCAGUACUUACCAUACUAUGUGUGCUGCAAGGAUCUCUGGUUGCAUUCUGUUUUACUGUGUCUCAGUUACAACACAAACGCUAUGCUUCCUCAAUAUUUCUGAAUGGUUUCUGUUGUCGAACACGUACGCCUGACGUAUUUAUUCCCUCAAGAAUACCUGUCCCUCUCAUAAACAACAAUAAUAAGACAGUUAAAUUUACCUUGUUUAUGUUCCGAGGAAAGUGAUGCGUGAAUUUGCAGUAAAUCUUUCGGAACAAACCUCUUUAGGCACGGUCAGAAAUUUGAUAAGAAUAUUUGAGCUGAAAUCCAUCAACUGCUGCGGAAUAACCGCGUAACAGCCGCGAACCGCCAACAGGCAGCCAGUAUUAUAGAAGUGAAUAAUUAUUUACCGUACUAACAACAAGGGUGUUAGUUGAAAGCCCAGACACGAGUGUUUCGCCGAUCUUCGAUCGCUGCCUGACGCAGCUGCGAAGGUUUUGAACGAUCAGUGGGUCCCCCAGAGUUCCGGUAUUGAACUGCAUUACCUAUUUCUAUACUACUGGCUGCCUUUUGGCGGUUUGUGAAGAUUACGCGGUAGUUCCGCAGUAGCUGAUGGACUUCAGCUCAAAUAUUCAUAUCAAAUUUCGGACUGUGUCAGAAAAGGUCUGCUUCGAAAGAUUUACUCUAAGAUCAGCAAAACAGGCCUGUCUGAGCUUUUAGCUGAUACCCGUGUUAUUAGUACGGUAAAUAAUUCCACAAUCAAAUUUAUCUGAGAGGUGGGGUUACAUAACUUACCGUUGCUCGUGCACCAAAGCCAAAUAGAUCGUCCGGAUACUUACCAUAUGCUUAUUCGCAAGUGUUUGCAUAAUCCAUCAGACCUAGCACCUGCACAGUCCAGCAGGCGGCAGCAUACUGUCGAAAAUGAGAGUCCAUUUGGGCAGCGGUAUAGAGAAGGACCCCACUUAACAGUCAGCAGACUGUGCAUCGGGUCAUAUGGGGUUUUAUCUUGGCAUACAUUUGCAGGCUGUUGCAGAAAUUACACUGCCAACAAUGAUUUCUUCCCACGACCUCACACCUUAACUUAAAAUCAUUAUUUUGUAAAAAUUAAUUUUUAUUUAUUGUUUCAUUGCUACUCUUAUUUCCGUGGUCGUGCAAUAGCGUAAGACAACACUUUCGGCAUAAAUUCAAGCAAUUUCUGUGUUUUCUUCCAUUUUGUCAGCUUGCUGUCUACCGUACUGCCCCACCCAUAAAACUCACUUUGGUAACAAUCGGGAGAUGUCACCCAAAAAAACCGUUACCUAGAAGUAAUACCUCUGACAGUGGACUUAAACGCCUUCAGGCUAUAUCAGCGGUUGCAGACCUACUUUAACGCGCUACUUGAACUUUCUGCGACGGCCUAACAUGGGCUGGUCGAAUUAACAUCUCAGGAGGUUACAUGGACGAUGGUCGCUGUUACCCAACCUUCCCCAUCGUUGCACAAGUACACCUGAAUAUACGGCAUACAUUCGCAUUAUGGAAGUUUAUUACAUAACAAAAACACUUUUAAAUAGGAUAGGUCUGCACGACGGGGGACAGGAACAGUUCCCAGGCACCUGUCAAAGACAUGGCAUUGAGGCCAAACCAAAGACAAUACUGUACUUCGUCUAUGUGAGCCCACAUAGCUCGACCACAUACAGGGCAUCCCUCCGGGGAGUUUCCUUUUCAGUCUACUCCAGUAUGCCUCAAUGACAUUGGUGUGCCGUCCGGUGGUAGGGUCCUUGAAGUUCUCUGAGUGGUUAACAGAUAAAUGUAGAUAACCUUAUGAGGGAAGACGAUGAUACGCCAUCCACUCGUCCGUUACGACUAUAAUGCCUUUGGCGACCCAUUUUGUAAUAACGGAACGGAGAGCGGGCCAAAUUCCAUCAUUCACCUGUUCAAGUAAGGCUUUCUGCCGGCUAGUAUCGUACAUCCCGACCAGCCACCACACAUAAACCCCUAUGACCACCUGUGCCGUAAGACAGGCUGCUAUGGUUAGGCGGAUUUUUGGGUGCCAUCUCCCGAUUGUUACCCUCCCUUUACCAUAAAUCACGUAUGGCACGAUCCACAAUCUACUGACAGUUAGGUGGGGUCCUUCUCUGUACCGUUGCCCUCUCCUCCAAAGAAGGAAGACAUUAGAGGUUGGAAAAGUGUUGCCUCCAAUUGUUACUACUGACAACUUACUGAAAGUUGAUUCAACAUUUUAAAAUUAAUCUUUUCAGUUUUCUCUAAUGUCUGUUCACCUGCUAGAUCACUUAAAUGUUAAGUUGUGGCAGUACGUUUAGUUUAUGCAUGUUGAGUGAGUGGAUGUGAGCGUUAGAGAGCGAGAGAGAACGCGUGGGGGGGGGGGGGAAAUACGCAACGCCUGAGGUCAGGUCUAGAGGUUGGUACCUCCGCCCACAAACCCAAUUAAUCGCGUCGAGGUCGCGACCUGGGGCGCCUUUUGAGUCCUUUCUCUCGGAAGGUUUGUUUGGCUUGCACGGCGGACACAAAGGCCAAUCUGGACACACCUUAGUGCGACGCCCAAAAAGUAGAUAAGGCGUGGUCCUCCUCUUCCCCAUCUGUCUCUCAGAGAAGUCGGCACGGUAACCACAAAAAAACUGCCAAAGCAACAGCAUGUACGGUCUUCUCCUGCAGGGUCUGUAUGAUUACGUACAUCAACAGUUUGAAGACGACCUCUGGCCCAGGGUCGCCCUCAGGGCCAACUGCGAAUAUUCUGACUUCAACGAAAUCAGAUCCUACCCCGAGGACCUCUUUCCGAACUGCGCAAGGGCAAUUGCAGAGGAAACCGGCGUCUCCCUGGACGAUGUCAUGUUUGACGUUGGCAUGUUCUUCGUGUGCUUCCUGCUUCGCAGCAAGUAUCACAAAAUGCUCCGGGUUCUCGGCCGAAACCUGGGCGAGUUCUUCGAUGAACUGGACAACCUGCACCGGCAUAUGCAUUUCAAGUUUCCCCAAAUGGUGGCACCCUUCUUCACCUGUGCCAGCGAAUACGAAACUGGGCUGACCCUUCAGUACGGAUCCAGAAGAAAGGGCUAUGUUCACUACACUCGUGGCAUCGUCACUGGAAUCACCAAGAUAUUUGAUCAGUCGGUCGAUAUCGAGGUUAGUUUCGAAUGAAAACAGCUGGCUCGCCUGUUGCAUCUAACACACUAGGGUUAUUUGGAGUGGCUAGAUCGCAGUUGGUAGCCAGGUCCGGCAUUGCAGGUGGCUGGGGGUUUGUUUACUGGGACUAUUUUGUGGGACUCCAUAAUCACAUGUGACCAAUUUGUCUUUCGUUUUACGGCUGACGCUAGGAUUAGGGUACCGGUUGACGGUUUCCGAUUUCCGGGUCAGGGUUAUGCAUUUAGGCUUAGGUUUUUGGGUUACGGUUAGGAUUUGAGCGUAUUAUUAGGUUUCAGUAUUACGGUUAGGUUUUCCAGCUACGACUAUGUCUAAGGGCUACAGUUAUGUUUACGAUUUCGGUUAGGGUUAGGGUUGCCAUUAGGGUUAAUCGUUAACGUUUAAUGUUGAAGUUAGGGUAAGGGGUAAGGUUGGGAUUAGGGUUAGGUUGCCGUCCGCUUCCCAUUCCUGGCUACCAACUGCGAUCUAACCUUUGGAGUAUCCGAAAAUGUUGUUCAAAAAAACAAAGUCUACUCACUUGGUUGUUUUCCUAUGUUUCAUUUGCCCGCGGACGCGUGGUUUAUGGUUUAGUAGCGACGAUAUGAUGAAGGACCCCAAUUAUCUGUCGGUAGAUUGUGGAUCGUGUGCUGAUGUGUGUACUUGCAAAAUCUAGUUAAGUACUAAUGACUGGCAGUUGAACCCAAGAGCGGAGAUACAAAAGACGGAGAUUAACUGAGCAUGAAUUAGGGGAUAACGGAUAUGUCUGCCAGGGAAUAAGCUCAGUUGUUCGGCAGUCAGACGCUCCAAAAUGGUACCCAUGGAACAUCCAGUUGUAUACCCUAUCUGCAUGCAUUUAUCAAUUUACUCGAAAGUUACGUUUUUGGCCUCCAAUCAUCUUCUGCGUUUUCCUGCAUUCCGUCAGCUUACUGGCUGGCGUGCUGCCCCAACCUUAAACCCCCUCAUUAGCAUCAUUUCCGCAUGACACGAUCCACAGUCCACUGACAAUUAAGUGGGGUCCUUCAUCCUAUCGUUGUCGGUUUGAGUUCAACUAUUAAACUCCCAGAGUGUGGUUUGAAUAGACCUGGUCGAUGAUAGUCAGAAGUCAGUGAUGGUUAUCCCGCAUGACCCUGGGACUGUCAGUAACCACUCUGUUAUACUUUUCGGGCCAUCUUUGAAUGCAUUUAUUUCGAUACAAUGCAAAUUAUUUCGAGACAAAUGAAUCAUCAAAAAUCGUCCGUAAUUACAGUGAGUGACCGAUAUCAUGAAAUGUUGGCUGAAAUUCUGAAACUAGUUUUCUAUUAGGAAACAUUACUUAGGUGCGGUUUUAGAACGACAUAAUCCUAUAAUAUUUCGGACUCGGCAGGAAGUCAGCUCUUCAAUGCACUGUUUUUCAACCUACUGUAGAAACAGUACUCGUCAAAAAGUGACUACUUAAGUAACAUGCCUUUUUCCCAUUGAUUUUCGACAGGCUUGCAAAUUGAAAUACACUCUAUAGAAACCACGACCAAAAUUAUGCUUUAUUCCAGUCGUUUAAUAGAGAAUCACGCCAGCUUCAUAGUUUAUACUUGAAGAAAGAGUAUAGUUAGGUUUUAAAAAAGUUUCUAAUUGUGCGAUUUUUAUACUGCAUCGUACCUGUCCUUUAACCACUGCACGUCAUGAUAUGUACAAAAUAGUCCGCAUUCAUUGCAAAAUUUUAUGGAUUCUAUAUGGCAUUUUUUUAAAGGCAUAGAAGAGUGUGUGAAUUUCUUUACGCGGAACGCAUGCAUCCUGUAGACUGAAAUCACUAAGCGCUGAUGCAACGACUGAUCAGGCUCCAAAUUAUUGGGGAAUUAGAAAACGUUUUUAAAAUCUAACUAUACUCCUUCUUUAAGUAUAAAAUAUAAAAUUGACGUGAUUCUCUAGAAACGACUGAAAGAAAGCAUAGUUUUAAUCAUGUUUUUUAUAAAAUAUAUUUGAAUUCGCAAGACUAUCAAAAAUCAGUGUGAAAAUGCAUGCUACGUAAGUAGUCACUUUUUACCGAGUACGGUUUCUACAGGAGAUUGUCCAGCAGUGCAUUUGAGAGCUGACAUUCUGCCGAGUCCGAAAUAGUAUAGGAUUAUGCUGCAAGAUAAUGAUUAUUUCAACCGCGCCUAGGUAAUGCUUCCUAAUAAAAAAACUAAUUUCAGAAUUUCGGUCAAUAUUUCAUGAGAUCGGUCACUCACUGUACCCAAAAUAAAGCAUUUUCGAGGAUCGUGAACUCUGUCUUUCAAGUAUCAACCAUUGCUUACAUCAUUUUGUAAGAUUUCAGGAGAAAUGGAAUGUCUGUUCACAUACAUUUCAGCCUUAUUUUGUCACUUCUACAGAUGCAAUGCUCUGUCAAGUCACUGACCCUACAAAAACGCGCAUAUGUCUCUUGAAAUCUGCAUUAAUUUUUUUCGAAAGGAAUCACACUGUCCAACCCUUUGCAUUUAUGGAUAAUUUAAAACAAAGGUUUGUUCUGAACCUUAGAUUUCUCUCGCUGAAAUGUGUAAGGAGAGAAUGAAUCGAAAAAGUACAGCAAUCGCCGGCAUUAAAGACUGUGCGACAGUGCUCCCAUAUUGCUGAUUGGCAAAAGCUUAAACAGCCCGUUAUGCUUUAUUUAAAGGAAGAAUUAAAACCCGCUUAAUGACACUGCAGUGCUUUGAUUGUACCGAUCUGAAAAACCCUCUUGUUAGAGAUAUGACGGAGGCAGGUUGGUAAGUCAUCGGUUUAAAAACUACCUGAUCGCCUGUUCUAUUGCUGCCGCAAAAACGGAUGAUAGACAUCUGCACGACUUCUGCGACAGUUCUAUAAUAUUUCAGUUACCUCAGGAUGCCGGCUUUCGAAAGAACUUCCAUCCGACUGCAUGCAAAAAACUGCACUCUGUAAAAAAUGACUACUUAAUUAGCAUGCAUUUUUCAAAUUUAUUUUCUAUGCCCUUAAAAGUUCAACUACAUUUCACGUAAAACAUGCAUGAAAAUAUUCAUUCUUUUAAGCGUUCGGUAGAAAAGUACGUCUUUUUUCAAUUAUAUACUUGGGAAAGGGUAUACUUCGCUUUUAAAACAUGUCCAAUUCCAAAAUAAUUUUGAAUCUGACCUGUCGUUACACUUGCAUCCAAGGUUUCCAAACUACAAGCCGCAUAUUUCCUGCGUAGGGAAAACUCUGCAUUUCUCUAUGGUAUUAAGGGGCGACUAUAUAUGGUUCAUAAAAUUUGGCAGUAGAUUUGAGCCAUAUUGUCGACUUUACAAGCUACGUUUUUAAAUGCAGAGUAAUGACUUUUAUAAACAAGCAUCUCAUAGUAUUAAAAAAUCUCAUAGUUAGAAACUUUUUAAAACCGAACUAUACCCUUCCUUCGAGUAUAAAAUUGAGAGAAGAUGCAGUAUUCUACCGAAUUAAAAAAAGAAUAAAUAUUUUCAUGCACGUUUUCUAUGAAAUAUAAUUGGAUUUUUAAGGGCCCUGAAAAUCAAUGAGAAAAAUACAUGCUACUUAAUCCACCUUUUCGAGACGUAAACGCAUUUCGGAAUUUCGGUCGACAUUUCACGAGUUAGCCCAUCUACUGUAUAUUGAUAGCACUCUUGCAUUACAUCCGCCGUAAUUUAUCGUCCCUCACUUUUGCCCCGAUGGUAGGAGUACGUCAAGCCGACUGGGGGCGGGAUCGAGCGCAGUGGCAGAUGGAGCUAAGCGAUCCGUCUACGCGUGCCACACACACGCCUGUUCUGCGCAAGAUAGACCAGGCUUCCACUGAACAAGAGGGCGGUCCGGAUCCCACCUUAGGUGAAUGUGCCACCUUCAGAAGGCGACAUUGCAGCCUUACUCUCCGUCCUGAGAGGGGGACUGAGUUAUCCCGUUGGUUAACAGCCUUCCACACCCCGCGAUAGUUUGAAAGAUCAUAAGACUGUUUGUAAUGGGGGAUAUGUGCUGGGCGCCGUGAAUACGCAGUCUCCAGGGUCGAUCUCACUUUCUUUCCCCCUCUUCCGGACACUAGUCUACUGUCCGGGCUGGUCAGUCAUCUGAUUGGACGCAGUGGCUGGCAGAAAUGAAAAGCCCCUCUGCGCUUGCCACACAACCUGCCUCCCCACGCACAUACGCGGAAAACCCGCCAACUGCUCCAUGGUAUUUGGCCGACGAUGCUCUCCGUGUGCUCCACAACAGGGUGAAAGCCGGCACCGCGACUUGAGCGUGAUUUCUUUUAUAAUGAUAGUAGAUUUGCACAGCAUCCAACGUACUCUCUUUCUCUCUCUCUGUCUUCCUCCCCAAUAUGGAUCCGGUGUCAAGACAUAAUGAAGAAGACCGGUGGCGGGAGAAGGCACUGGUGGCUGGCACGACCGGACCCGCAUCUAGGCGUAACACCACACCCUCUGGACCACAAUAAACGCUUGACCAGAAUUUUAACGAAUAGGAACAUUGGAGGGGGCGGCAGAGGUCCUAAUUUACGCGACUGAGUCUGUCACCACACUCCGAUUGUUAGCACCCGUUACAGUAGGUGAACAAACUCAUGAAAUGUCAACCAAAAUUUCGAAAUGUGCCCUCGUUUCGAAAAGAUCAAUUAAGUAGGGUUGUAAAGCUAGUCAUCAUGCAGCAUAAGUCUAUGACGGUCCGUCUACCUCAGGGUGUCGGCUUUCGAAUUAUCUUGUUUCCGACUGCAUGUAAAAACUAUACUCUGCGAAGAUGCCUGCAUAUGUAGCAUGCAAUUUUCUGAUCAAUUUUCGAUGCCCUUGGAAAUUCAAUCAUAUUUAAUGGAAAAUGUGCAUAAAAAUAUUCAUUUUUUUACUCAUUCAGUAGAAAGCAAGGUCUUCUCCCAAUUUUAUAAUCGAAAGAAGAGGAUCAUCCGGUUUCAAAAACGGUUCUAGUUUUGAUAUUUCUUAAUUCCGUCAAAUAGCUGUUCAUAAAACGUCAUGUGUCUGCAUUUACAAGUGUGCCUUGUAAAGUCAACAAUAUUGCUCGGAUCCAUUGCUAAAUUUUAUGAACUCCAUAUGGUCUCCUCUUAAUACCGUAAAGUAGUGUAUGGUUUUUUGUACGCGGAAAAUAUACGGCUUGUAGUUUUGAAACCCUGAAUGCAAGUGUAUUAGAAAGUGGGUUUCAAAAUUAUUCGGGGAUUAGAAACGUUUUUAAAAACCGAAUUAUGCUCUUCUUGCGAGUAUAAAAUUGGAAGAAAAGGUGAUUUUCUACCGAAUAAGUAAAAAAUGAAUAUUUUAUGCACGUUUUCUAUGAAAUAUAAUCGAAAAUCAAUGAGAAAAUUGCAUGCUAAAUAUGUAGUCAUUUUUUGCAGAGUAUAGUUCUUACAUGCAGUCGGAAACAAGAUAAUUGGAAAGCCGACACCCUGAGGUAAAUGGAUCGUCAUAGACUUCUGCUGCAUGAUGACUAGCUUUACAACCGUACUUAAUUGAUCUUUUCGAAACGAGGGUGCAUUUCGAAAUUUUGGUUGACAUUUCAUGAGUUAGCUCACCUACUGAAUAGGUGUACAAUCCCGGUAACGCCUGCCAGAAUCCAGUGCGGCUCCAUAUUGACCCAGCCCAUCUACCGCGUGGCCCGUUUUGGCGCGAAGGCAACAGCUUAUAACUCCCCUCGGAUAACCAUUCUGAAUAACGGGCCUUAUGUGUUCUGCCCUCCGGUUUGCUGAAAUGAGUCUGGAUUUGUCUGAAGAACGUUUUCACACAGCUUCGGUUGUAAGCCACCGGAUGUUUACGUUCUGUCUGCUAGGUACGACCCUUUUGACUUUAUUGCUUUAAAAUUGCACUAAACAUCUGAUUUCAGGAAAUUCUGAUUAGCACCGAAAUAAUCUCCAUUUAUUGCACCUUGCUUGCUGUCGAUCGCACGCUCAUUUGGGGGAUACAAAAUAUGCCUCAGCACUUUCAAAGCCCGCAUCCGUCUCCGUUGUAGAUAGUUCACCAGGCGGAAAGCAGUGCAAUAUUCCGCCUGCACUACAAGGGUAAGACGAAGUCCGCGCUGGACGACCGAUUCCGCCUACCGGCAACAGUAUUCUUUGAAAUCUUUCCCUUCUGCAUCCUGCUGGAUCGGACUCUCUGCAUCAAGACAGCCGGCAAGGGUGUGCUGCGCGUGGAUUCGACACUGUUGAAAAAGAAGUUCUCUGACUGCUUCGUCAUUUACUCCCCAAUCAUCGAGUUUACUUGGGAGAACGUGAGUCAAGCGCUGUUUUUCACAUUAAUGUCACCUGCCGACUUAAGGCCUUGGUUUUGAUUGCAGAGUUCAGUUAAUCUCCAGAGGCAUAUGUUUAGUCCACAUACGGUAUUGGAGCAUUUUUUGAUUCAGUCAGUUAACAAAUAUGCUCGUGCCACAGCUAUCUGCAAGCAUACAAUAAUAAUCAUUUAUCUUUGAAAUAAUUACUAGGUAUUUUGGCAUAUUUUAAAGAAUAUACAUUUUUGAAAAGUCUAACGGCCUCGGUGAGAUUCAGACUGGCCGGCAAAUCCUGCUUUUGUCGGACGAAUUUGAGAUAUGAGCCCAUAACCCACUGGUUAAGGCCUUGGACAUCUAACCAAUAGGUCGCCGAGGAGUACACUGCCUCGUCCCUUAUCGACGGGCAGAGAAGGGGAACAUCUUGUGAAGGAAGCGUGAUUAAGUGUUGAACUUUUGGAGGAGGAAAAUAUUGUCGUUGGCCUCCUCGACUUGCCUCUUCUGAACUGUCUUCAGGCUGAUAAAGAAGACAAACGGCAAAAUAAAUCCACUUUAGAAUAGAGUGCACUUUGAAAAUGUCCAUCUUAUGCCGAGGAACGCUUUCUAAGUCCCCGUGGCGAGCUCUGCAAACAGCGCAAGUGAGUUCUUAUGCCUUCACCAAUCUGCUGGCUGAUUUAACAACCGCUACUGCGGAAACAAGAAGGGACUGGUCUUGCCUAGGAAACAGUCAUUUGGUCUGAACUGUUGACAGUGUUACUGGUAGCAACAAGAAAGUGUCCGCAUGAACCUGUAGUAGCAUUUUGGCGGACAAGAAUGUAAGAUCAACUUAAACCACGCACAAUAAGUUCGUCUCGCCUAGUCUCAGCAGUCAGGGAGCUGUGAGGAAUAGUUCAUUCUAUGCACAGGGCAGGUUGCCGUAAGUUGGCUGUUUGUUUGCGACAGAGAUAAGCGUUCGUUCACGGAGAGUCAGUCGCUGGGUGGUGUUUACGCGGGAGCGAAUGUCUGUGUCAGCAGCAGGGGUUGACUGGUUGAGUGUUGGUUGUGUCCUUGGACAAAUUAGGGGAGGAAUAGGGGGACGCAUACUCACAAGGCCUCACGGGUAUCAAGCCAGAGCGUUCGACGCGUGUGAGGUGAUGAAAGUUUGUGAGGUCAGCCGACAGUCACUGAAGUUGGGCCGGAGGUGUCCCAGUUCUAGCCGGCGGGGGUGGCCGUGUGUCAACAGUUGUCACGGCCAUCGUUCGACAAAACGGAGCCGGAGAAAAAGGGGGACUGGAGCGGUUGCUACAGCAUCAAACCACAAAGAGAAGAAGAAGAACAACAACAACAACAACACAUCGAGGAGAAAAAGCCAUUUUAGACUUGUUCUUUAGCAGAACUCAGGAGUUGGACCCGAAACACCCUAACGAAGGAGACAAUGCAUAAAACUCGGAUCCCCGGCAGUUCAUAAGCUAUGGAAGGAACAGUGAAAAAGCAGUGCAGCACUAAGGAGACAAAGCUGAAUGAGGCAUACCACCUGCAUCAUAAUUAGUCCUCAUUCGGGUUCAAUGAAUAAGGUCUAUUUGUUGCGCCGCAGUUAAACUGCCUUUCGUCUUUAAACGGCGGUGUCUCAAUAUAUUGAUGACGCUAUUUCAUGGAUAUCAGUUAUAAGGUUAGGUUUAGAUUACUUUAAUACCUGCGGUCUUCAUUUUGAAGGAUCGCCUUUUAUCCGGUGUACGGUGCGUGACCGAUCUCAUGAACUGUUGGUCGAAAUUCUGAAAUUCGUUUUCAAUUAGGAAGGAUUACUUAGAUGGGGUUGUAAUAAUGAUCCUCCGAAGGAAAAAUCCUAUGGUAUUUCAGACUUGCCAGGAUGUCGGCUUUUGACUGAGCUUCUUUUCGCUCCCUCUGCAGAAACCGCACUCGGUAAAAACUGACUACUUAAGUAGCAUGCAUUUUUCCUAAUGAUUUUCGAUGGUCUUGUAAAUUCAAAUAUAUUCUAUUGAAAACAUGCAGAUAAUAUGCCUUCUUUUACUUGUUUGGUAGAAGACCACGUUGUCUUUACAUUUUAUACUGAAAGAAAGGGAACAUUUAGGUUUUAAAAAGUUUUCCAAUUUCCGAAUAAUUUUGAGCCUGAUCUACCAUUGCACUAGCGUUUGGCGAUUUCAGUCUGCAAGCUGCACGCUUUCCGUGUAAGGAAAAUCCUAUAUUCCUCUAUGCCUUUAAGAAGGUAACACAUAGAGUUCCUAAAAUUACGCAAUGGAUACGGACUGUGUUGUGGAGCAUUGGUAAACGGACUUGUGCGGUCCUGUAUGCAUGGUGAUCGCACGGUCAUAAAAAUCGCAUAAUUAGAAACCUUUUUAAAAACCAAAAGUGCACUUUCUUCGGGUAUUAACUAUGACGACACUGUAAUUUUCUACAAAAGAGUAAAAAAAGCAUAUUUUGUGUAUGUCUUCUAUGAAAUAUAUUUGAAUUUACAAGACCAUCGAAAAUCAGUAGGAAAAAUUCAUGCUACUUAAGUAGUCAUUUUUUACAAAGUGCGUUUUCUGCAGGAGGUCAAAAAGGAGCGCAUCCAAAAGCCGAAAUCCUAAUGCGUCCGAAAUGUUAUUGGUUUGUGCUGCAUUCUCAUCAUUAUUGCAACUUCACCUAAGUAAUUCUUCCUAAUCGAAAACGUAUUUCAGAAUUUCGGCCAACAUCUCAUGGAAUCAGUCACGCACUCUAGUUCACCGCGACUGAACAAAAUCAAAGUACCUUCUUUUUUAAAAAUCAUGUUACUCCUACCAUUACGUCCUCACCUCAACAACCGGCGCCUUCCGGUUCUGGCUCUAGUUUCCCUUAAAUCGCUCAUAAAACCGUCUAAACAGCGUAAGGUGUAUUUCCGAAGCUGUUUAUAAAGAUUGCUAUCAUCUUUUCUCUGCGCUAGAUUUUGUCACACUGCAACAAUGUGUUCGACGUGUUCCAUAAUGCUCCGGCCGAACAGCAACCAACAGGUACGUCCACCAACCCCGAUAUACCAGAUCAAAACUCUUACAACAUUAAUUACGGAGUGUUGACUUGCUACCCUUAUUAAUAAUAUCGGUUGACUAUUUAAAGUCGUAAAAAAUAUUACGAUUCGCAUUUCAAAAUGAUGGAAAAUGCGCGGCAAGGAAGCACCUUGCCGAUCACAGGGGUAAAGCAAAUGAUGAGGAAUACAACGUUCUAAAUCUCUCUAUGUAAGCUUUAGUUGAAUACAUCAUGCGCUCGCCUCUCAUAGAAGGUUAAUCAGGAUUCUGAAAUGUGCUUUCGGUCAGAAAGGAUUAUUUAAGUAGUUUUAUAUGACAAACUGUCAUGUAGUACAAUUAUAAGCCAUUUCAGUCACGUCAGGAUUCCGGCUUUGGAGCGAGUUUCUUUUGGGCCUCUUUCAAAAAUGGCGCUCUAUAAAAUGACCAUUGAAGUUGCAUGCAUUUCUCUUCAAGACUCCAAUACUCUUAUAAAUUCAAACAUAUUUUGUAAUAAACAUAUGCAAACAUAUUCUUUCUGAUAAUUAUUUGGCGGAAGGUUAUGUUAUCUUCAAAUUUUAUGCUUAAGGAGAGCGUAUAUACCGGCGUGGAAAAACUUUGUCAUCCCUUAAAUAAUUUUGAAUCUGACCUGUCAUGCCGCUUGUAUUCAGGGCUUCCAAAACACAAAUUGUUUAUCUUCUUUGUAAGGAAAAUAACAAAGUUAUAUGCAAUAAUAAUAUGUCCUAUAACGUUUGUAGAAGUAUGCAGCAAGUAUAGACAAUGCUGUAUAAUUUACAAAGAGCAUUAACAAAUGGACGGAUACUAUGGUUUGCGGGCGAAAAUUUCGUGGCCUUAAAAAUCCUUUAAUCAGAAAAUUUUUAACGAACGAAAUUCAUUUUCGUCAAUAAUGUUAAAACUUAAUAUUUUAACAAGUGAAAACGAGAAAAAAUCCUUUAUGCAUAAGUUCGCUGUAAAAUAUUGUUAAACGUAUAAGUUCAUCGAAAUAAAUUCAUUUUAAGCAGUCAUUUUCUGAAGAGUGUAGUUUUUAAAGAGGCCGGAAAGAAGUUUCUUCAAAAGCCGACAUCCCGACGAAACUUAAAUAGUUUGUAGUUAUGCUGCUCGACAGUUACGCCUACGACCCUGCCUAAAAAGCAUUUUUAAUCGAAGGCGUAUUUUCAGAAUUUUUAAUAAAAUUUCAUAAGAUAUCACCCCUGCUGUAACGUCUUUGAAUGGAAUUCCUACGGUCACAUCCCCAAACGUGCUCCUAAUUAAUGUCUAUGCUAUUAAUUUUCACCAAUCUCCUCCCAUCUCUGAACUUAGCGUACUGGCCACGUUUCCGUCACGCUUAUUAUUCAAUACCAUACUGCCGGCACAAGUGCUAGCUAAAAGCCCAGACACGUGUUUCGUCGAUGGUCCGCCGCUGCAUGACACAACUACAAGGGAUUCUACUUAUCAGAGGGUACACCUGUGUGCUUUUUGUUGCCAGUAUGGCAUCCGGAAACUCUCAUAUAUACUGCUACCUGUCUGUCGGCAGGUUGAUGGAUAGUAUACAGUUAUCCUCCUGUGACUGACGGACUGCGCCCGAAAUAAUUAUGUUAAAUUUCGGUUUGCGCCUACAAAUCUCACUUAAAAUGGUGUUAUUCCAAGUCGGUGACUAAUUUCUGAGGAAAUUAAAAGACAACAAAGCGAAAUUUGAAAACAUUUCGCAUUCUGAAGUUGUCGCAGCGACAGGCUCAAAUAUUGGGGCCAAUAAAUGGCGCGAAGCGAAAGCCCCUCCAUGCGUCGAUCGGAUGGGGGGAAGCAGGAACUAAGAGACGAGGCACUGUAAAUCAUCCAUUUUUCAGAAUCAACUAAUCAGCAAGCGAAUCUAGUUCAGUGGUGUCUCGGCUAUUUGAUUCGACUCCUUAUUGCAUUGUCGCCGGUGAAAUUCCCAUUACUGCCCAGCUAUUUCUUUCCUAGACCAAAAAAAUCUCUCGGGGGAUGUGUUAAAUAAGGCCAACCGUCUCGCUCUGAAUUUGCGCGGACAAAUGAAAUAUAUGCGCGACUGGGAUUGCAUAGCGUACUUGGCAUCCCCAAGGCAAGUUAUUGACUUAAAAUUGGAUGCACUUUUCCUAUAGAUAGCCUUUAUACGAGAAACAUGCUAUUUUUCGAAUUUUUCAUCGCCUAUGCUAACUAAAAUCUGUAGUCCCCGAAAAAUGUGAAAGCGAACAGGAACCACCUAAUCAUAACCCUUAUCCAAAACGUAGUCCUAAACCUAAGCGUAAUCUCCUUGGAAGUAAGCGAGGAGUUCCUGCUCCGAAUCCUGCCGUAAAAAAAUUUUUCUGAGCUUCUCCUGUGUGAAUUAGUUAGUCAAACACAAAAUGUAGUUUUUUUUCAAGGAAUAAAAUUACUCCGAAGAAAACCUCACGGGGUCGUCGCGGUAAUAACCAAAAUAGUUGGGCCGGAGUUUUCUAAUGCACUCGCUUAAAAUCAGAACAUCAAUGGGCACACAGUGCUAUUUUUCGUAGUAACUCAACAUUCUUUCGGAUAAAGAAUACAAGAUGUGAAUCGAGGUAGCUUUAUCGGAAAUAGAUGAGGUCGUCAAUAAGGAUUGCGUGUAUUCAUUCUAUGUCCUGUAAGAGCUUUUGAAAAUUUAACUAUUUUUCAGGCUAACGUAGACUUGAUGGUUGUUAAUUGCUAAGUAUAAUUUUAUGAGUAAUUUGAUAGCUGAGUUUUUAUAGCGUUGGCGUUUCGAGAUAAACUGCUGGCACUGCAUAACGCAGCCUUCUGCGAAGCUUGCCUUUGUUGGGGGACAAAUAAUGAUUCGGUCGGGUUUCAGGACAGGAGGCUAUCACCACUACCAUAAAUCUUUGGUCUCGUCCUGCUUGAAGACGUGACUGGGUGCCAUAGGAUAAGUCACGAACUGAGAGCCGCAUGUCCACGUCGAGAGCAAUCUUCUAGUUUAUCCGGCGUAAUUGCUUUGACCAUAACUGCACCAGAUCCGGUAAAUGAUCUCAGACAUUUCCAGUCUUGUGGUGGUUUUUAGGGCUCAUUAUUUGGUACGGGAUAGCUGCCUCUGAUCUAUGUGCAGCUGCAACUCCAAAUGGUGUAAGAAGAGGGUUUACGGUUUUCGUGACCCUCUUCACGUACAAAAGCGUUCGCCAGAAUCUGGCCCGGUGCGAUUCGGUCUCUCGCCUCGUUUGCGCGUGCACUUGUUGGCAACAUUGUGCAAGUAACCAGUCGGCCUGGACAUACGUCGAAGGCGUUAAAAUCCGGCAACCCUGUAUUUUGGUUCAUAGCAGUGCGUCUCAACAUGUCGAUAUAGCAGCUUAUUUGCGACUGUUCCUGAUGAUGGGUUCAAAUGAAAAUCUGAAACGUCAAGCAAUCACAUUCCCCUUUUCCUCCUAUUUUUUCGGUAUGUAACAGUAUAAUGCAUUAUUCUAAAUCCUGUAAAAGCCUUUAAGAUUAAUCUUGAAUCGCUUACCCAGCUCACCUAAGGAAUUGCAACCAAGGGCAGAUGCCCAACUUGAAUCUACAUAGAUUUAAAUAAAACGUCUACUAACAGUAGCAAGUAGCCUUGUUAUAUACGUCGGCGCAGGUCAUGUUGAUCUAGUGUGUCAAGAUGAGACAAAUAGAGACGUUGAGAUCAGAGAGCUAACUAAAUAAUCUACACGUACAGUAAGCUAUUUACAAACGAGAUGCGCGAUGAAUGCACGCUUUUAAAAAAAUUUAGUUUACUGCAGUGCGUCUCAACAUGUCUGUAUAGCUUUCUUAAGCAGCUUAUUUUCGACUGUCCCCGAUGAUGGGUUCAAAUGAGAAUCUGAAAUGCCAAGAGAUCAUAUCUCCUUUUCCACUUAUUUUUCCGUAUGUAACAGUAUAAUGCAUAACUUUGAACCAUGUAAAAACCUUUAAGAUAAAUCCUGAAUAUUUCUCACAGCUCGCUUAAAGAAUCGCAACUAGGAUGUACAGACUUCCAACCGGAAUCCACAGAGUUUUAAAUUGGAUGCCUACUAACAGUAACAAAUAGUCUUGCUAAAUAAGUCUGUGCAAUUCAUGUUUAUCGUAUCUAUCUAGCUGAAACGAAUAGAGGCGUUAGGGUCGGAGAGUUAACUACAUAAUCUACGCGUACAGUAAGCUAUCUACAAAUGAGAUGCGCGACGAAUGCAGACCCUUGAAAAAAUUGGGUUCGCACUAACAAACGCGUACACACCCCUCCCUUCGAAAUUAAAAUGCUUUUCCCCGUGCCCUCUGAUAUAAUCAAUCACUUUUGCCUUCCCUACUGCAGGCUGCGAGAUGUUAGUGAUAUGCUAGACGUGGGAUUGUCACUGGAAGACCUCAGCCUACAUGACAGCAGUCGUCAUCGCGUUCUCAUUGGCGAACAACAGUCAGCGGAGAUGAAGUUGGCAUUGCGCGAGGUAAGAUUGUUUGUGGUUAUCUCUCCCGAGAAUAAUAAUCGGUCAGAUGUGGUUAGGUAGCCGUACCUGAAGUAAACAAACUCCAGCCACCCAUAAUACGGGACUGGUGGUAAUGUGGGUUUUAGCAGGUGGGGCGACGCGGAACGCACAAGCGACGAGGUCAAGUAGUUUUAUGCAAAAGAAAAGCUAUUGGGAAGACGCCGUUGUACUUUGGGUGGUUGAAAAAUGGUUGCCCUAACCCCUCACCCUAACCCUAACCUCCAACCUUAACCCCUUGCUCUUACCCUCUCAUCCCAACCCCAAGAGUAUUGCGUUCAUCGGGUGUGGCCACAUAAGCAAAUCUUACCGAAUAAUCUUCAAACCCCAGCAACGGGCUGCCUUGUAGUGGUGCUGGAAAAAAGCGAGGUUCAGAUCGGUCACGACAUGCGUCAAUUGAGUCACACAGAGUCCACGCGAGCCAUUAUCUAUCGCCGUGGCGCGCCCAGGCGAACGCUCACGUCGCGCCAGUCACUGCGCUCGAUCCAAGAGCCAGAUGGCCGAUAAGCUUGGACAACCGGCUGGUACACGAGAGAGAGAGAGAGGGAGCGAGGUCAACUCUGAUUGGGCGACUUGGUUCUCACAGGACAGAGAAUGAGGCUGCGGUGGCUUCCUCUAAAACAGACUUCUAUCGAAGUCACACCUAGGUGGGAUGUGAGAUGUCACCCUUGUAAAAAUCCGCUCUAAAUCCGCAGUCGUGCAUGGCACGCGUAGACGGGUCCCCUAGCCUUGUCGGCCACUGCGUGCAAACCGACCUCCAGUCGUUUUAACCCUCUCUUACCACCGUUUUCUGGCAGGCCAGGAAAGAGCGGGGAUGCGGCACCCGCCUUAAUAAUCCGCUAUCACUUUAAUUCGAUUUAUGAAUGUCGGGGAAAUUUCGAGUUCCAGGUGCAUGCAUAAGUGAAGAAAAAGAGGGGUCGAGCAUCGGAAUACUUUGUUUACUGUUCUGAGCUUUCAGACUCGUGCAGGAGUCCAUCAUUAGAGAUAGUAGCAGCAUCGGAACAAGCGACAGUUAUGGGGCAGUUGCUUUACCCGCAACUGCGUCAGGUCCGGUAAACGACUCCAGAUGCUUUUGGCCGUGACAAUGGAUCUUUUAAUCUCAUCACCUGACGCCUUAUGGUGGCCUACGGUCUGUGUGCAAAUCCGACCACGGGUGGUUCGAGAAGGCGAGUAACGGCCUCGGAGACGUUCUUGAUGCAGGGGAUUGCUCGCUACAAUUUAGGGUCGGCACGAUUUUGUCCUUUGUCUCGUUUGCGCAUUCACCGGUUGACGAAGUUGCGUGGGCAACCAUUUUCUCUGAAAACCCGUCGAAGAUAUUGGAAUUCGGCAACUUUGGCUUCCGGUUCACUGCAGUCCCUCUCAACGCGCCGAUAUAGCGUUGAUGAUGGGUUCCAGUGAGAAUCCGAAACGUCAGGCGAAUAAAACCCUUGUUCCGGCGAUCGCUUCCACUUUUUAUCAACUUGCUCCUGGAACUCGAAUCUUCGCUUGUAUCGCCUUCAUAACUCUGCCCUGACAGGCGGUAGGAAUGGUUGAGGGAAGAAAGAGCUGGACGAUGCUGCACAAGUCUGUUAUCACUAUAAAAUAAUUCAUGCACCCUACGUCCAACUUGCUGUGGAGUACACGGUGGACAUCUUCGGGAUCGACGGCUAUCAGAUCGAUGUCCUGUUAGGCUUUCAGGUAUUCCUUUUGUCCGGUCCGCAACUGCUUAUCUGUCUUGUUCAUAAGCAGCUCUCUCUCUCUCCGUCUUGAAUGCACUGAGUAGCCCAGGCUCGACUACAUCCUCCGGUAACUCCAGAAGUUUCGGUAUCGUGGUUUGAUUCGUUUUAGCCAGACGAUCACAUAAAAUAACUGUAUGUGUAUUACCUUCACCAGAUACCUUAUUUACUCCAAACAAUACCGCAUUUAUUGCUAAUAAUUGUUUUUUUAUUCAUUAGGAGGAGGCGAAAACUAGGGAGUUGGAGGCCAUCACACAGCGCGCCGAGGAGGAGACAAAACGGGCGGAGAACUUGCUGUAUCGGAUGCUUCCGCAGAAAAUAGCUGUGGGAUUACGUAGAGGUGUUCGACCUGUCGGCAUGAGCGAGGUAACAGUAGCGCGACGUCCUGUGCAUGCCCACUUGUCCAAUCUAAAGUAUGCUUUUUCGGGAAGGAUGGUAUCAAGUAACAGAGCUGAAAUGGGCAGCAGCUUGAGUUAUCAAGGGGAUGAACAAGGCCGCAAGAUCCCACAUAUGUGUAACUUUUGAUACAUCGUUUAGACUGACUAUAAGUUUCCUGUCUCAUAUAACAAUGGAAUAACUACAAAGCAGUAGAACCGACAAUUGCAAGAAGGCCGCCGGCUAAUCGUUAUUAUGGGCAACGGUAUGGAGAAGGACCCCACUUAACUGACGGCAGACUGUGGAUCACAUCAUACGGGAUUGGUGAUAAAGGGAGUUUUACGGGUAGGGCAGCGUACUAGACAGCAAGCUGACGAAGUGCAGGAAAACAGAAGUUGUUUGGAUUUCUCCUGAAAGACUCAUCGUACGCUUUUGUGCGACAACGGAAGGCGAAAGCAAAUUUCAAAAAAUAAAGGAGUUUGAGCAAUGGUUCAAAGUCGUGAAAAGUGAUUGUUAUUGACAGUGUAAUGUCUGAAAUGGCCUGCAAAUGGAUGCCAAAAUAAAAGGCCCUAUGACUUGAUGAACAGUCUGCCGUCAGUCAAGUGGGGUCCUUCUUCAUAUUAUGUAUUAACCUCUAAAUACUCAUGUUUCACGUUAAACAAAUCAAACUACCGGAUGACCUUCUUAGACAGAACCCCCCUAAUCCCACGCCUGGAUAUGGUCCAAACUUUUAAGGGCAACGCCCUGGUUAGAAGUAGUUAAGAAGAACAUCAGCUGAUAGUCCGGAUCAAACCGACAGAACAAGGGGUCCGUGAAUCCCUGGAAGAACGUUUACUCUAAUAGCGCCCAAUGACAGAGGAAUGCGGAUUUGAGGCUCGAUGCGACAAAACAUGGUUUUUGGUUAGGACUUACUGGUGAAACCAAAAAUUCAGAAAUGGUCACAUACAUUCCCUGUGUCUUUGUCGGAACUCUUUUCAGAAUACAUAUAUAUGUAUCGGAUUAUUUUUUUCGGAAAGGUGGCCAUCUUUAUUCCGUUAAUUUUCGCUCAGAGUCACAAGGCCAUCGUCAGACAUAGAGCAAAUUGGAAAACAGCGGACUUCCAUGCCUCCUCAAAAAUUACUACUUAUCUGGAGCUUUUGCAAAUGAGCAGUCGUCAAAUGCUAUCAUCCUGCUUGGACCGGUCGUCCGUUCUUCCGUUACUCAGAUAUGUAGGACUUAUCAAAGUGCACGCGCUCCAGGAACUUCAGAGCUGAAAACGAAAGCUGAUCAUACAAAACAAAUACCUACAGUGAGGUAGCGAUCGCAUGAAAUGGUAGCCAAAAUUCUGAAAUUAGUUUUCGAUUAGGAAGGACUACUUUGGUGCGGUUGUAAUACUGAUUUUUUGCGGCAUCAUGGUAUAAUAGUUCGGACUCGGCAGGAUAUUGGCUUUUAUAUGCACUUCGAUUCAAUCGUCUGUAGAAACCGCACUUGGUAAAAAAUGGCUAAUUAAGUAGAAUGCAUUUUUCACACAGAUUUUCAAUGAUCAUAUAAAGAUAAAAUAUUUUUUAAAAAAUAUGUACAAAAAUAUUUUUUCUUCCACUCGUUUGAUAGAGAAUAACGUCCUCCUUAUAUUUUAUACUCAAAGGAAAAGUAUAAUUAGGUUUUCAAAAAGUUUCUAGUUAUGAUAUUUUUUAAGACCGUGCAAUGUCUAUUCAUACAGCAUUGUACCUGUCCGUUUACCACUGCUCCUCAUGAAAUGUACAACAUAGUUGUCCCGAACAACUUUGUCUUUUUUCACACUAGUUCUUCUUAUUAAUCAGCAGGCUCUAAAUAUUUUUCUUUGAUAGUUAAGUCUGUAUUUUUCCACUGAUAGUUAAAUCUGUCAUUUUCCAGGAAUUCAUCUCCAAAAUCUAAUCGAAAAACCUAACCUUAGUCCACGGAUAUGUAGUGGAGAUGGUAAACUACAUAAGCUAAAACCGACUGCCUAUUCAAAGAUGACAGUUCGAGCGUCCGAUCCGGCGAUGUCCAACGUGUGCUCUAUAGCAAGGUGAAGUAGGCACGGUUGCUUGCGAGUGAUUUAGUUCGUGGUGGUAGAAGACUUGCGCUGCAUCUACUACGCUCCCUCCUCCCCCCCGCAUGAGCUCGGUGCCAAGACAUAAUCAAGAAGACCGGACGCAGGAGAGGGCGCAAAUGGCUGGUAAGGCUGAGCCCGCACCUUGGCGCUCGAUUCCAUACCCUCUGGUCCACGAAAAACAUUUGGUCACGAUUUUAACCAACAACAACGACACCACGACGGGUCAGAACGAGGAGGAUGACUGGCCAGCCAUGAUCAUGAUGUAUAUAAAAUGCGGGAACGCAAGCGCAUCUACCGGCAGUGAACCGGGCAUCAGAGGGUUUCAAGCUUUUACUAGAUUGCGAGGGCAAUAGUUUGCUAAUCCUGGCAUAGCAGACGCUUACAGACCUUUUGACCGAGAAGGGAUAAGUUUACAUUUACGGACAUGCCUCUUAAACAACAAUCUGUUCGCAUUUAAUUUCCACUUAUGCCUCGGUUUAGAAAAUAUUGUUAUUAACGCAGCUUCCCCGUCACGGUAGGAGCUAAAAAAUCGGCUGCAGGCAUUCUUAUCUCAAACAUAUAGAAAUUUUGAAAAAAAUUUAGUCACGUGUCUGACAAGUAGUGUUAACACAACUUGAAACUUUCUGAGAAAAGCCAGAAGAAAAGCCAUUUGGGUAAAAUAAAACUCCGCAGUCCAAUCGACAUGACUGGGGAUACUCAGCGUCAUAGCAGUCGGCACGAUUUCGUGGAGUUUGGAUCCGUCUGGUCGAAGACGCGCUCUAAGCGUGCCAUCGCUAUGGUGAUCAAUUCCGUGCAGAUUGGGAAAUGAAAUCCACCUAGUAGUCAGCUUGCCUGGUACUUGCUUUAUAUUCAGAAUUUAAAGGCCUUGUUAUGACGAUCUGUCUCGGUUAUACUGUUGUCUUCCAGCAAUACACCUACAAAAUCCUGGGGCAAGGAGGCAUGCAAUCAGAAUAUGUUUAGCACUCAAGUCGUGCUACUUUAUUUGUGUAAGUAGCCGUUAUUAGGCCAACAUCUUCCUCCUGCACCAGUAAUGUCUUAGCACUCGGCGGGCCUACGGGCUUUGUCGCUCUAGGAUUGUGUCAAGCAGGGUACUAACGCAGACUUUAAAGGUUAUGAGCGUCUGAUAUGCCGUCAUUCAACAAACCGCGGCCCUCUCUGCCUGGUAUGCGCGGGCAGUUCACUGACACCGUGUCCCCUGCCAGUAGAUGCGCUUGCGUCCCCGCUGGGUAUACAGGUCGUGACCCACUGCUGUGCUGUCGUUUAUUGUGGGCCAGAGAGUAUGGUGGUACGCCUAGCUGCAGGUCCGGCUGUGCCAGCCACCUGCGCCUUCUCCCGCCUCUGGUAUACAUGAAUAUGUCUUGACACCGGGUCCAUGUUUUGGGAGAGGAGGAAUGAUUGCGGCCGACUCCGCGCAAGUCACCGUGCUUAGUCCCAACUUACUGUGGAGCACACAGUAGACAUCGUUGAGCACAACAGUCGGACUGUCCCUGUGUGAGACUACAAAUCACCGUGCACUCAAAUCACCCCGGGAACCAGGCGCUGCUGACCCCGGCUAGAUACCAUAUCCUUGAUGGCUAUUUCUGUAAAAGUUCAGCAAAGCCAUUGUUGCCUCAGUACCAAAAAGCAGAGAUAAACUAACAACAAUGGUUUGCAAUUUCUCUGAAGUUGAGACGCUGAGUGGGGAGGUUGAUUACGCUUGAUAUGCACGCAUGUACAGCUAAUACAGAUGCUCAGUCUCCCUUAUAAGCCUCUCUUUCCGAAGACAAGACUGGAUCUGUCAUUUAUGCAAGUCCUAACAAAACUCACUAAACUAGAUGCUUCCCGGAGGGACGUGAUUAAGAAUUUUACUGGUCAUCUGUGUUUAACCCAUGAAAAAGAGGCGUCAAGGUGCAUCCGGUUGCCCUUUUCUACAGUCCUCGCGUGCGGUGGCAUUGUCGCAGAUACUCGAUAGUGGAAUAGUUUUACCAUCAAAUUCCUUUCCUUAAAGUUGAGGCGUGCUUGACUGACAAAGAGGAAAACUAGGCUAGAAAUGGCCCUUCCAGUCCACUCCGCCUUCUCCGGUAGUGCGGCUUCAGUAGAAGGUCCUCUUCUAGUCCUAAGUUGGUCAGAAAAUUCAUUUCCACAUUUUCCUAGAGGGAAUGAAACGUCGGCACUACUCUCUGAUCCAAUUCUCCCGCAAAAUCGAAUUAAAUUAUUCAAAACUCUCUACCUCGCGAGCCGUCCAACUCUGCGUUUUAUUUGGAUUUUGUUUCCUCCAUUCUGCAGGAAUUUGAAAAGGUUACCAUCCUCUUCACUGAUAUCGUCGGAUUCACUGUGAUCUGCAGCAAGCUGGAACCCCUCGAAGUGGUCACCAUGCUCAGCAAUAUGUUUGCCAAAUUUGACGAUUUGACAACGAAGUACGGAGUCUACAAGGUUGAGACUAUUGGCGACGCGUAUAUGAUCGCCUCUGGAUGUCCGGAACCCACUAAACUGCACGCCGCCUUCGUCGCAGAGGUUUCCUUUGCUCUGAAGGAGACGACAGAACAAAUUCCCAAUCCAUCGGUCACAUUGCCGGAAAGUCUAAAAAUUCGUAUUGGUGAGUUUUGUGUGGUUAAUGAUGAGCUUUUGUCUGUGUGAAAUUAGAGACGAUGAUUGUAUGAUUUUUGCUUUCAUUGGCGUCCAUUCUCACCAUGGUGUCGAUCCUCGGUAUUAGAUGAUGGUGCAUGCGCAGGUGAAUCAGACUCACCUGAUUAACUGACCUUAGAGGUCACGCAGGUUUUGGCAGGGUCACAUGACACUUCGGGCGUCGAAAGCAACGGCGUCCACCGUGUGUUCCACGCAGUGGGCGCAGCACAGAUGACUUGUACGGGCAUUAAAAUAUAUUACUAGUAGACUUUCGCUGCAUCUACCGCACACCAUCCUCCCCCCGCAACCGGGCCCGGUGACAAGACAGGGACGGAAUAACCGGCGACGUGCUCGAAUGCAGUGACUGGCGAGAAAAGAAAGCCCGUCUGCGAGUGCCCUACACACACCUGGCCUGCUCAUGAUGGACCAGAUUUUUGCGCAGACAAAAAAGGUGCGACUUGGGUCCCAUCGGAAUAUGGUUGCCAUAGAGGUCACAUUAAGCAGGUAAGAUUAUUGUCUGACUCUCCGACCUGGGAGGAGAACCAAGUUAUCCUCUCAGUUGGCAGCCUUCUAAGCUACGAAGUUGUUUCUAACAAGGGUAAAACGAGCAGGAACAACUACUUCUGGCUUAUUGGGCAACAUCAGCUCUAGACCACGAAUGUCUGGGAGUUGAACUUGCUUCCAGCUGAUCGUAGCGCUGAUUGGUUUAGCAGCAUACGCUCUGUCGUCUGUAAUCAUGCGUACGAUAUGUCCAAGGAAGUCGAACUGAUCCCUGAGAAUCCGUCUAUUCUGGCAUUUCGGAUUGUCAUUAAAGCCGCCGUCCGUGACCCUAUCGAAUAAUUGACAAAGACGCACAAACUGCACCUGCUACGUGUUUUCACGUCCAUUGGUUUGGCGGUGGGUUACGAUCGAUCGCCUUUAAUGAUGGGUUUAGGUGGAUGUCCAAAACUUCAGAGUAAACUCACGUUUCCAGCGGUCGAGUUGACUUUCUUCGACAUCCCACCUAAGGGUCAUUUCUUUCGGUUGUGCUAACAAUUUUUCUAGUCACAACACACUCCAGGCAGCUCGAAGAAAGCAGGCGUUCGGCCGUCCAGAUACACUCACCCAUGCACAUACUCGGUAUCUACACAGAUGUCCCAACAAUAGCGCCUCGCUAAAAAGUGAGUUACAAAAACGGGCAGAAUUACAACAAAGUAAGCCACUUAUCGACACCUUUCCUUAUGAUUGUUCCAUAGAACUACGCGGAUGCAGUCUGAGAUGCAGUAAGUAAAAUAGUCAGGCGCCAUAGAUUCAUCGAUGGAAGCGGUGCAUUGCACCUUCUUUGGGGGCACUUAAGCAGAAAACGUUGUGGGGUACAGAACUGGAGCUCAGCGUCUGCGAGCUGCCCGAUUUAGCAUCGACCAAGAACGAAGAAGUGGUGCGCACUCCGGCGAAGAAUCAAAUGUAGGCGUUGUGACACGAAACCUCCUUAAACAGGGAUAGUGAUCCGGCCAUAGUCAAGAAAUGUCAACCGGAAUUGCGAAAUGCGUUUUCGUUCGUUUCAAAAUGAUUAAUUAAAUAGCGUUGUAAAAGUGAUCAUCGUGCAGCAUAAUUCUAUAAUAAUUCAGUUAUCGCAGGAUGCCGGCUUCCGAACGAACUUCUUUCCGGCUGCAUGCAAAAACUAUACUCUGUAAAAAAACGACUACUUAAUUAGCAUGCAUUUUCCCAUUGAUCUUCGACGCCCCUAAAAAUUCAAUUAAAUUUCAUGGAAAACAUGCAUAAAAAUAUCCAUUCUUUUGCUCACCCGGUAGGAAAUGACGUCUUCUUCCAAUUUUAUCCUCGAAAAAAGGGUAUAAUUCGGUGAUCGUGAGACUUUUUAAUACCGUGAGCUGACCGUUCAUAAAACGCCAUGUCUCUGCAUUUACCAAUGUGGCUAGUAAAAUUAACAAUAUGGCUCAAAUGCACUGCGAAAUUUUAUGAACCCCAUAUGGUCUCCUCUUAAUACUGUAGAGAAAUGUAUGGUUUUCCGUAUGAGGAAAAUAUACUGCUUGUAGUUUGGAAACCCUGAAUGCAAGUGUAACGGCGGGUCGGGGUUUAACAUUACUUGGGAACUAAAAAAGUUUUUGAAAACCGAAGUGUACAUUUUCCUCGAGUAUGAUAUUAAAAGAAGACGUUAUUUCCUACCGAAUGAGCAGAAAAAUGAAUAUAUUUAAGCAUGUUUUCCAUAAAAUAUAGUUGAAUUUUAAGGCGUCGAAAAUAAAUGAGGAAAAUACAUGCUGUCUAAGUAAUCAUUGUUGCAGAGUAUAGCUUUUGCAUGCAGCCGAAAGGAAGUUCGUUCGGAAGCCGGCAUCCUGAGGUAACUGAACUAUUAUAGAUCACCAUCAUUAGUUUUGCGACACUAUUUAAUUAAUCUUUUCUAAACAGAAGCGCAAUUCGGAAUUUCGGCUGACAUUUCUUGAGUUAGCCCACCUACUGUAAAUAAGAUCCUUGUUCAAAAUUUCUUCCCCGGGCAAGUGGCCGCGAUGACCUAAACGAAGGAUCCUAUCCCGUAACAAAUUUCAUUUCUCUUCAAUGGGCAUUAAUCGCGCGGAUUUCUUCCAAGUCCGAAACGAUAACCUAAAGAACCUAAAGGAUAACAAAGACAUUCUCCGGUUGUAAUCCACAGGAUCGGCCACUUUUAGAAGGUCAAAAGCUUCCUGGAGGAUGGCGAAAUUUGUGUUAAAUGCCAACCGAACUAUGGAAAACGCUGACACGUGAACUUUCUGGGGCGUUACUUACGAUGAGAUGUCACAGUAAAAUGCUCGACAGAAGGAGAAGACUCAAAAAAUGGCUAUGGCUCCUUUCUACGGCCUUUUCGGGCGUUUUUCUCUAAUUCGUUGUAUCCACCUUCUAGAGAGAUAAGGUAGUCAUUUCAAAAAUUUAUAUUUCAUGGUUGCAAAUACAAAUGCCGUGGGUGGUCCGCAGACAUCUUUUAUACAGAAAUCUAAUGGGAAAGCUUACGCUUUAAUUGAUCGUGGUGCCUCAUCAUCAUCAUCAUCAUCAUCCUCAUCAUCGUCAUCAUCAUCAUCACCAUCUUCCUUCCUCGCACAUUCAUGUUUCCCAGGAUCUAACAGUCGAGAUAACUGAAGUGUUCCUGAAGAACGAACAUUACGAAACGGAGAUUCGACUCGGAAGGGCAUUAUUUCUUCGAAUCGUUGAAUUUUACGCUUAAGCCUAUUUCGUCCCAAAGCAGAAUUAUCUGCGAGCAAGUGUAAGGUACGCCAACAGAUUAGCUGAUAUUUGGACUUAUACAAAGAUGAUCCUGUAAACGUUAGAACGCCUUUUGUCCGAAUACCGCAGACCAAAAUUCUGGAUUGGUCAUGCUGAUCAUGUGUACGCCGUCCACCUGCUGGAUCAGAAGCUGACAUUUAAAAGAUGUUCCAAUGACAACUUGCCGUGUAUGCAGCCUUCCUUGCUGUCUUUGUCGCUAACAGAGAUUGGUAACGCCCAAACCUGGGCUAUUUAUGAUGCCAGCAAGCGACAGAUGAGUACUGAAUUUCAGCAGCAACCAUCCAGUCAGUCACAGUUUGAUUUGUAUAGAGGUUUUCUAAUGGCUUGUUGAGUCAUGUCAUACAGAAUCGGGAGUAAAGGCUCUAGACGAAUAUCCGAAGACAAUGUCGACAUGAGAACAAACUACAGAUAGCUCAGACUUUGGCGAGCGCUCUCGUGAAUAGCGAAAGUUCUGGGAACUGUCAACACUCCUAUCACAGUACUGGUGAUUGAGAUUGUAUGUAGAACUGGGGAGGCUAUUAGAUGCCAAGCAAAGAGGUCGAACUGCACACUUCUAACGCGUGAAACAUCAGAAGAUUGUUACUUAAUGUGGAGCAAGUGUGGUACUACGUCUGGACGGGGACUAACUGAAACACGUCGUUCAAGAGGAACGAGGAUGACACUAACCUGUAUGUCGCGGCACAUUCGAAACUGCCCUGACACGAAUUUAAUGCGGAAAGUCAGAAAUCCUUACAGAUGGAAACGACCCCGUGAGCUACGAACGGCCUAGACCAUGGGUCUCUGGUUCGGAAUGGCCUCCUAUCAGUCUGUGCAGCGAUGGAACUUCGUCUGAGCAGGACAAUUAGUCGAUCGCAUUAUAAGCAACUGCGAAAAGCAUUGUUACGGAGCAGGAAAACCCCGCAAUCUCGCAUCGUCUGCCAUAUCGCGGCAACGAGUACUUCACACCUAACCGGUCAAGCAAGUAGGUAUGUUAACACGGCAGGUGAAUCUCUCAAACACUGCUUUAUUGUUUGUUUGUUUGUUUGUUUGGUAAUGGGUUAGAGUGGCGUCUGAAGCCUCAGAAUAAACUUCUUGCGCAAGACGGAUAUUUCGUUCUCUUUUGAACUAACACCUGGAUCAGGACCUUCUUUAUGCAUUUUCCUCAUUUUAUGUCCUGUUUGGGUGACUUCUGUCCGCCUGGCUUGCUUUCAGGCUGCUAUAUGAACUUUCGUCCCUGCCCUUGAGAAUGGUACUCAGGUCUCCUACUAAUGAUCGCAUCUUGAAGAGUACUCACACAAGGUUACUGACAGCCGGUCUGUCAUAUUACUUCCAUCAUCUAUACAUCUUCAAGCCACCUGUAAUACUGGGAUGGUGGAAAUAGGGUUUACUGGCGUAAUGAGGAUAAAAUGGCAGCAACCAGUAACGAAAAUCUCACGAAAAUGCCAGUUUGUGUUCCCGCAAUUGCCCUGUUCGGGACGAUGACAGUAUUUAAGGUGUACAACUGCGCACCAAUUGGAUGUAACUCUGUCAGACAAUUAAUUAGUUUUCUCCAUAAGUAUCCCCAAAAUUGAACUGAUUGAAUAUACUACAUCGCUACUUGUCGCAUAUGUGGAGACUAUUCGGACCUUAAAUCCACCGACAUGAUCAUAACUCAGCAAGAAUUCGGCUGAUUUUUAUUAUGAGUAACGCAAGUUUCUGAAUUUUGGAAAGAUUACGAUGAGGGUUAGUGCUAGGAAAGAAGACUGCGAUUGUUUAGUUAGUUAGCUCCAGUACAUUUUAUCGAAUGCUCAAUUUGUUAAACUUUGUCCUGCAUAUAAUAAAAGAGAUCCAGAAACUCUAAUAGCAAAAGUCACUAGAGUGAUUAAUAAGUCCACCAUCCCAAACAAAGGAUGUUGUUAAGUUUGCUGAAAGCUUGUUGGCUCAACGUCGGAUUGUUGUUUCACUUCAAGCGCUAAAACCACCACGCGCUAAGGAUAAGAGCACUCCAAGUAUAGCAUGGUGGUGGCACGCGAGGUGGCGUGCGAAUCCAAAGUCGUUUGGUCAGGUCUCAAAGUCGCUCCUGUGAACGUACCUUAACAUGAACGGCCCAUCAGAGAUAGAAAAGGCCAAACUACUUUGAGCACAUGCAGUGUUGCGCACAGACGUAAAAAAGCACAUUCAAAAAUCGUCAUUCUGGCGUCACUGAAAUAUCUCUCUGGAUUAUGCUGCACGAUAAGUAAUCAUACAACCCCGAGUAGGUAGGCCUCCCAAAUUGUAAAAGACACGACUGUCACAGUAUUUGCCCACCGACGGCGCCCUCCGCGUUUCUUGUUUCAGUACAGCCAAAUUUAUUGAUCGAAUUUCUCACUUUCCUAGUCUACAAUAUGAGACAGUUAAAAAAUAUUUUUUGUGCAAUGGGAAGCCUUUUUAGAAUAGUUCACGUCGUUUUCAUUCGUCUUCGUACAUGAUCUUUGAAAUGCAGACAAACGCGAUAAUGUUGGUAGAGGAAUAAAGAAAUUAUGGCAGUUCGACCAUCGAUCGCGACGAUGCCUAUCGUACGCCUAUCGUAUGCUGAUCGCCCGUGUUGUCAGAAAUCAAAAGGUGGCACUAUUUCUACCAUUUCAUACUAAUGGUAAAUGAAUUUAAUACCCCUUGUGCAGGCAUUGUCAAAAAGAUAUUGCAUUGUUGUAUUUUUACACGGAUGACUACCUUAAAGCAUCUUGAUCACCCUCACGCAACAACCACCGCGAGGUCCUUUUUUUCUGGUUUGGACCUGCAACUUGGUGUGCCAACACACCCCAGAUGUUUGGAAUUGGGUGUGUCAGGGAUAUGCAUCCCGAGGAAGCCUUCCUGUUGGUCCAGCGCAUCUAUCGCGUAACCCAUUUUGGAGCCCUAUGAAAGUGUAGGCAUCACACGUUGCGUGUGUGUACUUAAGUGAAAAAGUGCCUUCAUUAUUUAACUGCUCUCUGCUAUGGGAUAGCUUUGACCCAGCAUGAGCAAAAUUAUGCAACAUCUUCAAAUAAGGAUCGACGCCACCUAGCAUUUAGAUAGCAGCAGAUGACUAUCCACGACUGUCCGAUUGUAGUUACCUGAACGUUGUUCAUGAGCAGUUGUGAUGUCUAUGCCUGCGGGAAGACCUCCCGCUGGGUAAGCAGUCGUGUUUGCUUACGCAAAUUAGGUUCAGGGUCUCAUAAACCGUUGUCCCUCGUAGGUCAUGUGUACAGGCCGCACAGUCUCCAUCUUCGAAGUCGGCCAGCGCAGGUCGAGAAGUCGGUCUUAGUUGGAUGACAAAGAGCAUGCGCCUAACAUGGAAAGCAUCCGUGGCCGACGUUGUUUAAAAGCGCGUGAUGGCCAUCACAUUGACUGGCCAGUCCGCAGUGCGCAAAUAUACGCAGUAAGAGUAGCCAUUUGCGACGAAAAGGCUGAGUGGACAACAGCCGACACGUGUGGGUAGAACAGCCAGUGUGUCCUUGCAACGACGACCACCCCCAUCGCGUGAGUGUCAGAAGAGUCUACUUUGUGAACUUCUACCGCCUUCAAAAAGAAGGAGGAGGAGGGGUCGUCCGGCCGUAAAUAAUAUAAUCGCUUAGUUCACCAAAAUAAAUUAACAGUUGGAACAGUAAUAUUAGCGGUGUAGGCGCCUAUCCCCCUCCGUCGGACGCUCGUUCGUUCACUGGCCGAGAGGAAACCUGCCGGAUACGAGUUCACUCCGACGUUAUUUGCCUGAACGCCUUCCUCUUUUUCCUCGUCAGGUAUCCACUCAGGCCCUGUGAUGGCCGGCGUCGUCGGUCUGAAGAUGCCACGGUAUUGUCUGUUCGGUGAAACAGUCACAAUCGCCAAUACUCUAGAAACAAACGGAGGUGUAAGUUCGUAUGCAGUGUUGCAAAAAUGCCCUCAUUUGCCUCCUAGUAAACGAUGUUGCGCGCAAGUCGGCAUUGCUAGAACUGCCUUGGCAUCCGCAUUUUCUCCCUUAUCCUACCGAUUUUUUGAAACCACACCUCUGAUUGCACUUUCUCAAAUCUGCCACCUAUUAAGUCAAUGGGGUUUAAACAAAAAUGGAACAUUUUAGGUGCGUUAGAAGACCUCCAGCGGCCAAAUGAAUACUUUACGGCUCAUUUGGGCUGACAAAACCUGAACAGUGUGAUUAUGAGUAACUAGGUGUGGUUUGCUGCUCAUAAGCUCCCAGUCCUCCGCAGAGAACCCAGAUCCCUUAUUUAUUCUCAAUGUGCUACUACGUGGAAGGCAACGGUGUAGCUUUAGCUAGCCUGUGGGCUGUGUCAUGCGUUGGAGAUUCGUAGAGGGGAUCUUACGGGUGGGGCAACACGCAGGAUGAAGAGCAGGUGGGAUGCAAAAAUACAUAGAAAAUAAACAAACUUCUGCCGAAAGUCUUAUCGUACGCUGUCGUUUGGCAAGUAAAAUGAGCGCGAUAAUUAAAAAAUAGGCAAAAAGUAAUGUUUGAAAAUAACGGACUUUGAAUAAACCACCGCUCGUGAGUCUGCAUUCAGUCAGGAAGGCAAGGGCAUUUCGACCGAUGGGAACAGUGGAGGAUAAGUGAUGCUUACAGUCACACGGAAUUUUAGCAUGCGUAUUGGAGUUGCCAGCUUCGUUGGGCCUACACCCUACCGUUACCGCAUAGAAUUCUUUGAUUUGAGUCUUGCGAAAGUUGCUUAUUAUAUUACACCACAAAGACCGGGAGGCUACUUCUCUCGAGGCCCGUAAGAGCAACAUAUUCCUGGUUUUGGGCGGAUUUGCUUCUUUGCGUAUGUCCUUUAACACUGUCGUGAGGGUACCCAUUGCGACAGAAAGAAACAACCUUGCUGGACAAUGUGUAUUCACGGGGCGCGCAAGGGCAGGAUUUACGGUAGAUGUUCCAUCUCGUGAAAUGCUAGCUGAUAUUAUCAAAUGUGUUUUCGACCAGAAAAGAUUACUUGAAUAGGAUUGUAGCAUUAACUAUCGCGCAACAUAACCGCAAAAUAUUUCUGUCAUGUUGGGAUGCUGGCUUUUGAAUGAGCUUCGCUUCUUCGCUCUGCAAAAACCACGCUUAGUAAAAGAUAUCCGCUCCAGAACUGUGAAUCUUUCCCCUUGAUUUUCGAUGACCUGCAUUAUGAGGUUUAAAAAAAGUUUCUAAUUAUGCGAUUUUUUAAGACCGCGAAAUGUCCAUUCAUAUAGCAUCGUACCUGGAAGUUUACCACAGCUCCUCAUGAAAUGUACAACAUAGUCCGCAUCCGUUGCAAAAUUUUAUGGACUCUCUAUGAUGCUUUUUAAAGGCAUGGAAAAAUAUUUAAUUUUUUUACGUGGAACUUAGGCACCUUGUAGACUGAAAUCACUAGGCGCUAAUGCAACGAAUGAUCAGGCUCCAAAUUAUUCGGCAAUUAAAAAACUUUUUUUUAAACCUGAUUAUGCUCCUUCUUCGAGUAAAAAAUAUAAAGAGGACGUAAUUCUCUAUCAUACGACUGAAAAAGUAUACUUUUGUUUGUGGUUUCUAUAAAAUGUAUUCGAAUUUGCAAGACCAUCAAAAGUCAAUGGGGAAAGUGCAUGCUACUUAAGUACUCAUUUUUUACCAUGUACGGUUUCUACAUGAGAUUGAAAAGUAGUGUAUUCAAAAGCUGACGUCCUACCGAGUCCGAAAUAUUAUAGGAUUAUGCAGCAAAAAAAUCCGUAUCGCAACCGCGCCAAGUAAUCCUUCCUAAUCGAAAACGCAUUUCAGAAUUUUAGCCAACAUUUCAUGAGAUCGGCCACUCACUGUAUGAAUGAGGAGGCACAAUUCGGAUGCCUGACAAUGUGUUCUUUUUUGUUCUGCUAGCCCAAUCGAAUAAACCUGAGUGAAACCACCUACAAAGAACUGGUCGGCUUUAAUGCCUACAUUUUCACGCCGCACGACGAGGUGAAAACACCGGUAAGCCCUACUUAAUUUGAUUUUAAAGUAGGCCUCUUAUUUUAAACUGAAACGUCCUCAUUGCAGAAACUGGGGACAGGAAGUGCGCAGGCCAGCGAUGCAGGAAGUUGAGGGAAAACCUCCCAGCGCGUUUUCAUCCGUGACUGCAGCCUGUACACGAAAUUUGCAAUCAUUCGUGGAAGACCUGACUAAGAAGUCAGGGGCAGAAUUUUGAGUGAAAACGUGUGUUUUGGCGGAGCUGCGAUAGUAAGGCACAUAGAACAAAGCAUCAAGCUAGUUUCAGGUGUGAAACAUGCCGGUUUUCAACGGACAGAUUUUCCGGUCGUCUAUGCGUACCGAUGAUAACAAGGGAGGUUUUUAUUGGUCAUUUCUGGCUUAUUAGCCAUUGCCAGUCAGCCCUGUCAAACCCCAGAUUUGGGGCAUGUGAUAUGUGAUCUCGCUUUCUAUGGUUAUCGAGCGUUAAUAAUUCUAAUGCACUACGACAGUUUGACUGUCGAUUUCAAUCAUAUGUCCGCAGAAGAAUUCGAGCAGGUACGCUGAACUGCGCGUCAGUUAUAGGGGUCUUACGCUGCAUCUGCCGCACCUCCCCCCCCAUCCAACCUGCACCCGGUCUCCAGAAGACCGGAGACGGGGGAAUUUUCAGGCGGCUGACGCGGUCGGAACCGCCCCUAGAUGUGCCACCGCACUUGGCCCAGAUGCCAUGGAGAGAAAGGCCACAUUAAGGGGCCAUUGCAGCCUGACUCUCAGUCCACCGGUUCUCUACUUCACACGAACACACACUCGGCAGACUGUGAAGUCCCGAUUAUCCCCUCAGUGAGCAGCCUUCUGAACCAGGGCUUUUAGAGAGCCAUGAUAGCUUCAAGCGCGUCAGCGUGCUCUAACGCACUAUUAGUGAGUCACGGCUCCUUGUCUUGUCGGUUACGAUAGGAAAUAUUAACAAAGAUAGAAGAGCGUUCCCCGAUCAGGUUACCGGACACCCUCGUCCCGUUCCACCUUGGAGCUUAGUGUGUCGUUUCCAUUUCCAAGUUUUAGCCUAAAUGCAUGCGAUUGUCCAAGUAUGGCGUGACACAAAUUCGGUUAUUUUUGCUCUGUUACAGGAAACAGUAUCCUCAAAUGAUAUGUGGGGCACUCAGCGUCAAGAAAUUUUCCACAUUGAACUUUUAGAUACUUUCGUCUGAACGGAUAUUUAGUCUAAUAUCCACGGAUUUAUAAGGAGCACUUACGAGCCUAGUCAAUUUGGUGGUCUGUAGGGUGUCAGGAAAAUCCUCUUUAAAAUCGCUAUCUGUUGCACUGACUUAUGAGCCCUUAAUACUAGAUUGUUUUUCUCUGAGACCAAAUGCGAAGCGAAACAAAGUCUUAGGGUAUCCUUCAUAUUCGACUACUUUUAGAGAUCCGGUACGUUUUGUCGUGGCUGCGUGGAGGAAAGCAUGACGUCAUUUUUAAAACACAAGUCUUAAAAAAUGGAAUGGAAGGUUAUUUUUUCGUAAGGAAGUGGAACUGUUCAGUUCUCAGAAAUUAAAUUCCCUCAUACAUAGGAUGGUUUUUAAGAAGGGCUAGGUCCCGAAAACUAUUCUAGGAGAUAUACUUGGAUCCUUAUCGGUAGGGCACAGUUAUAAGUACCCUCCUUAUUACAAUUGGCCCCAUGCCAAAUUCUAGGGGUUUAGGGCAAUUGUUAAGGUUAGGAGGUUAGGGUGUCCUCCCCCCAACCAUCAUCGACCCCCUCGCCGCCAUAUUCAUCCUCAGCCUUCCUUCCUCCAUCAUCCCUAUCUCGUGUUCUUAUCUGAUCUCCCUCAACCCUUAAUGUUUUGCGAAAGAGACCCUAUAAGCGGAGAUACGAAGUAUGUAGUCGGAAAUAAGACGGUAUGUAGCCCCACUGUGUUUAAUGUCCGUUGUUACCUACUAUAUAUAUCCUUCAGUAGGUCCUGAUUUUCUCAUUAUUUCGAGGUCAUAGACAGUCUCGUCACAUCUUCGUUUGCCUUAUUCUUGUCGGUUCCUACCAUACAACGAAUGCCGUAUCGUUUGUCUGGGCCAUAAACAGUCCCUCGUCAUGUCUUAGUCCUAGUCUAUCCAACCUAUCCGGCUUUCCUAUAUUUAUCUCCUUUCAGAGCAAAGAAACUCUCAAGACCUACUGGUUGGAUGACCGCUGUCCGGAGGACUCAGCCCCGAGAGCCGAGCUGUUGCAAAAGCUGGCAGCAGAACGUGUGGUUCUCGCUGACUGCAAUUUGACACACAACUUGGAGUCAGAUACCGACGGAUGGGAGGGCCUCUUGACCGCACAGGCUUCCUCGGCAUUCAGCCAGUCCCGGCGCUCCUCCAACGCCUUAAGCGGAAUGUCACUGUAG
This is a messenger RNA of Spirometra erinaceieuropaei, 83442 nucleotides long. Lineage: Eukaryota; Metazoa; Platyhelminthes; Cestoda; Diphyllobothriidea; Diphyllobothriidae. The record is from the annotation of a GenBank genome assembly.